AAUAUCUGUGGGCAGUGGCUAGCCAAAAGUAACUAGAAAGCCCCUGGAUACAAAAAGGUGGGUGUGAGUUCUGCUUUUGUCUACCUUAAGAACUGAACUGUCAAAUACCACUUUACUGCUGUCCAGUUGUAUUUAUUACUGGAACUCAUUUUUAAUGUAUUUAUUACUCCUCCUGUAUAUGGUCUUGUGAUUGAUUCAGUAUGCUGGAUGCAACUGCUAUGUGAAACCAUGACUGCACAUUCCAACACUUGGAUGCCUGGAGAGCUCAGUUGGUGCUGAUAAUGUCCUUUGGGGGGGUAUUUUCUAAUAUGUAUAGCCCACCCUGAGCAUUUUUAUUUUUUUUACAAUGGAAAGGUGAGACAAAGGUGACAAAUACUGUACUCUUAAAUAAAAUAUAUCAGGAAUGGGGAACCUGUGGUCCUCCAAGCAGCCUCAGAAACAAUGACCAAUAGUCAGGGGUGGUGGAAAUAUUUGGAGAGCCUUUUAACAUUAAGCAUGCUUUGAAGAAGGGCAGGAAGUAUGCACAAUGAUAGGCAUCCUCUUUUUCAAGAAAAAGCAACCAUGGCUGUGGUCCCAAUUCAGAUUUUAAAGAUUAGGAGUGGGUGCAUCAGGAAGAGGAUUUCUUUGCUUUCUACAACAGCAUCCAGCAGAAUAUCUACCUCCAGCUGCUUUUUGCCCUCGUAGGUGCUGUUAGCAGUAAACAGCAUCUUUGGAAGGAAAUAGCAGCUGGGGAGGGGCAAUUUCUGCCUGGAAACUGGUGUAAGGAAAGGGUUAACUAUCCACCCCCGUAUUUACUGAGAUCCUGGUUUGUGACAUUUGGUUUAGUCCUUGGUUUCCUGAAAGAAGAUGUGGUUAUGUGCAGUAUAUAAACAAACUGAUAUUUAGAGGAAACUAUUCCGUUUGUUUUAAAACACUUGGAUUAAUUUAUGAAUUAUGACUUUGGGGCUUAGGGAAUGCUUUUGAAGUCCAACAAUAAUCAGUGGGGGGGGAAGGUUCUGCAAGCUUCCUCUGGGUCAUUGGGACUUUCCAUAAUUGAAGACGAAGGUUGGAUUUUGCUUCAUACAGAGGGGCUGAAUGUUUUGGGGAGCCAGGAUACUAUCCAUGAGUAGUAUUUGAUCCUGAGCUGCAAGGUGGCUUCUCAUACCCCGGAGCUUAAUUGCAGUACAAUCCCAACCACAUCUGCUCAGAGGUUCUAUUAAAUUCAAUGGGCCUUACUCCCAGGUAAGUGUAUUUAGAAUGGAUUGCCACCUUGAUCAAAUAUUCUGGAGCAAUAUGCUCCAUAUGUAAGAAGCCUUGGUUUAAUGCAGGGAUGUAGUGUGGAAAUGUUAAGGAUAGUAGGAAAGGAUAUAUUGAAUAAGUACAGUGGUACCUCAGGUUAAGAGCUUAAUUUGUUCCAGAGGUCCGUUCUUAACCUGAAACUGUUCUUAACCUGAAGCACCACUUUAGCUAAUGGGGCCUCCUGCUGCCGCUGUGCCGCCAGAGCAUGAUUUAUGUUCUCAUCCUGAAGCAAAGUUCUUAACCCAAGGUACUAUUUCUGGGUUAGCGGAGUCUGUAACCUGAAGCGUAUGUAACCUGAAGCGUCUGUAACCUGAGGUACCACUGUAUUACCCUUCUUCCACUCACACUAGUAAGUGAUGUAGCAGAGCAGAUCCCCUCAAUAUAGCUGGAAUCUAGUUUGCAGAUUCGUUUGAAUCUCUUAGUUAAGAUUAUUUCCUGGAGUCCCCUUUUAUCCCUCCUAAGAGAAUAAAGACACAAGAGUCUUUCUGAGUAAAGUAACAACAAGUUUACUCACAUUUCAGAUCACAAUAUGAUCCCAGAAAGGCAGACUUUACUUGGUAGUUACACAAAGAAACAGUGUGAGUUCAUCUCAUAGGGAGACUGAACUCAUGUGCUGCUGGCUGAGAGCCAGCAGACAGCAAAAUUACAUUAAUAUAACAAAAUGGCUGCAGGGGAGCAGCAUGGCAGCAAAAGAACAGCAAGUGAGUGAAAGACAAAACAGACUGAGAAAAUGGCUGCAUGACUCAGCUCUUUUAUGGAGUCAGCCAAAGCCACGCCCAUCUCCCAGGUCACAUGCAAGGGAAGGAUGCUCCAGUCAGCAGAACAGGAAGUUACACUGACUGAGUGUCCCCCUUGCCUAUGCCCACUCUAGGAAAAUAAGGAAUGUUGCAUUUGACUGCACCAAUGGAUUACAUCCCACAUGUGGAACCUGAGAGGUUAGUGGACUCCUGCUCCUAUCAACCACAGCAACAUGGCCAAUGGCCAAGGAUGAGGGGAGUUGUUCAGCAACCUCUGGUGAGCCCACAGUUCCCUAUACCUGCUGUUGGGAUUCUGAUAUGCAGAAGGACUUGGUGAUCUUUUGGUCCUUUGAGAUCAGUGAUAAAAUUAUCUUGACCCAGAAAGGUCUGAAAGCCUUGAGUCAAUCUGGACCUGACCUGUACCUGGAGUGGAGACCACCUAGAAACCUCAUGCUCCAAGUUUCUAAGAGCAAGGAUGGGAUUUUUUAAAUACUAAAUUACAUAGUCUAGGCAUUUCUGGACGUAUCUUCAGUGUUUUCUCUGAAGAGAUGUGAAAGGGCUUUCUGUUUAUACAAAUUUCCAUCACAUCUCAUUUAACACCCAGUGUGAGCAGUUGGUUGAUGCUCUCAAUUUCCUUUAUAGCAGCUUUAUACUACUUUGAAAUUUAAACAGUCAGGAGACUUCGGCAGCAGUUUCUGGAAGACAUCAGCCUGAUGAGUCAAUGUUUGGCAUUCUCCAAGCCUCGCCAGCAUUUGUAGACCCUCAGAGAAAAGGGACGCGGAGGGCAGAACAGAGACAGAAGUCUUAAGGAAAAGAGACAGAUUGCUGACCUUUACAAGGGCAAAUAAUGAGUAAAAUAUUGUGUGUUUUCUCCCAAAGCAAGUCAAAGUUGAGGGAUUUUGCUCUUAGGAAAGAGGGUCACUGUGUCUUUGUAGUAAAGGGGUUCAGAAAGACAAGAAAUUUAGGAGUAGAAGAAGGCAAAGCAAGAUAGCUGUUGAGGGGUGAGUGAAUAAGGUCAAUCUGGACUUAGUCUACAAUCAUGUGAAGCCAACUUGCAACUGCUUUCUCCUGUUUUCUGGCAGCACUUCAGUGAUCAAGUUUUUGUUCCUACUAAACCAGGUUUGGCAGGCUCCAUUCCUGGAUGUGCUUGAACGAGAUGAUUUCAAGCAAAGCAGUGGUUAGGAAAAAGAACCCUCUCAGCCUUCACAUUCCUCUCCCUCCUCAGAUCUCUCCCUCUCUCUCACUUCCCACCCAUAUGUCUGUUGUAAUCUUGCAGCCUUGCUGGGGGCCAAGAUGGAGAUGGGGAAACAACAGGCAUCUGGUCGUGACAAGUGGCCCCUUAGGUUAAACAUCUUAGCUUAUAGCAGUUCAGCCAAAGAACAAGCUGCUUUUUCAGAGAGCUUGGUUGCCAGCAAAUGGAGAGAGGACAGGCCUCUGGGGUUUUCUUUCUUGCUGACGGCCAAGAAAGGAAGGGCGCAUGGCCACGUCUGCCUACCCCAGGUUUUGGGACUGCAGGGCAGUCUAGAGCAAUUGCAUUUUUACACACACUCACAGACAAAAAAGCUGAGACACCCCAUACGUUAAAAACAUGUUUAAAGCACAUGACUUUCCACCAAGCAUCCGGAGUGCUGGGAAAUGCAUCUCUGUGAGUGGUAAACUACAGUUCCCAUGAUUCUUUGGGGGAAGGCAGGUGCUUCAAACAUGCUAUAGUAUAAGCACCCUGAGAGAAAGUGGAGAGAGAACAGCAAGACUAUUCCAUUGUCAUCCUUGUAAAUUAUGUGCAGAGUUUGGUCCCAUAUUUAUUCAUUUUAUUAUUAUUAUUAUUAUUAUUAUUAUUAUUAUUAUUAUUUAUACCCCGCCCUUCUGACUGGGGCUGGGCCUCCCCAGCCACUCUGGGCAGCUCGCAACAGAACAAUAAAAACACGAUAAAACAUCAAACAUUAAAAACUUCCCUAAGCAGGGCUGACUUCAGAUGUGUUCCAAAAGUCAGAUAGUUAUUUAUCUUCUUCACAUCUGAAGGGAGGGAGUUCCACAGGGCAGGUGCCACCACUGAGAAGGCCCUCUGCUUGGUUCCCUGUAACCUCACAGUGAGGGAACCAUCGGAAGGCCCUCGGCACUGGACUUCAGUGUCUGGGCUGAAUGACGGGGGUGGAAACACUCCUAUUACAUUUAUAUCCUGCCUCUCCUCCAAGGAGUUCAAAUUAUCUAGCUUCACCCAGUGUUAUCCUGUGCCAGAUUAAAAGGAGAUAGAGCGGAAAUUCAGUGGUGUGCUAAGGCGAUUUAUUCUUGCAGAGCCAGCAUUUUGGCUUGCCAGAUGGAAUGAUUCCUCCCUCUCCUCCCCCUGUGAGCCAUUCCAGGGCUUCUCCCAACCUCCCCAGAGCCAGUUUUGAGGGGCCUGGGGAUGUGGUGGAAGAAGAGACCCAUUGUGCAAGUGCAAGUCCUUGCUCAGGAAUUCCACUGAUGGGACUCAUGAGUAAAAUCCCACCCAAUGACUGGACCAAGGGCACUUGGUCACCUUUAUGUCAGAGAGUACUCACCCUAAGAUACCUCAAAGCACAUGCCUAGCAACAACUUGGAGACAUGUAAGGUAAAAAAGGUAAAGGAUCCCUGGAUGGUUAAGUCCAGUCAAAGGCGACUCUGGGGUUGCGGUGCUCAUCUCGCUCUCAGGCCGAGGGAGUCAGUGUUUGUCCACAGACAGCUUUCCAGGUCAUGCAGCCAACAUGACUAAACUGCUUCUGGUGCAACAGGACACUGUGACAGAAACCAGAGCUCACUGAAACACUGUUCACCUUCCCACCACUGUGGUACCUAUUUAUCUAUUUGCACGGGCAUGUUUUCGAACUGCUAGGUUGGCAGAAGCUGGGACAGAGCAAAGGGAAUUCACACUGUCGCAGGGAUUCAAACCUCCGACCUUCUGAUCGGCAAGCCCAAGAGGCUCAGUGGUUUAGACCACAGCACCACCCGCGUCCCAAAUAAACAAGCACACAAUCCCUGAUAGGUGCACCUGCCACUGUGAGGCUCAAAGCAAUGAAGAUGAUGCCUCCCCAGCUGUUGCCAUUGGCUGUGGGUUUCUUGUGAUGUCACAAAAGCACUUGGCAACUGAGUGGAUAUACAGGCAGGCCAAGGGGAAAGCCCUUUUCUAUUUCCAGCAGGACACACCUGGCAAUGGAUGUGACACUCAGCACUGCCCAGGUUUCUUCCACUUGGAGGAGGCAAAGUGGUGAAUGGAAGGAGUCAAUCCUCUGGCAGUGGGAUGCUAGGGAGCGAUAAUAAGGCAAGUUUGCUUGCUUGAAGGCUGCUGGUAUCUGUGGUUGGAAGCUGGCGGACGUCUCAUGAUGGAGCUAACAGUAGCUUCUGGCACAAUGGGACACCGUGACAGAAACCAGAGUGCACGGAAAAGCCCUUUGCCUCCCCUCCACAGUGGUACCUAUUUAUCUACUUGCAGUGGCGUGCUUUAGAACUGCUAAGUUGGCAGGAGCUGGGACAGAGUGACAGGAGCUCAACCCCGUUGUGUGGAUUCAAACCGCCAACCUAGAGGCAACUUUCUUAUUUUGUCUUAUAUGGCACCUCUGCCUGAACACACUGCCUCUCCCCAAUUACUUCCUCUAUUUGAGAAUGACAUUUGGAGGGUGGAGGAAACAGUUUGCUUGGUGUGAAAAGCAGGAGAGUGCUGUGUUUGUGACCUGCUUGCGGGUUUUCCAUGGGCAUCUACUUGGCCACUGUGGGAACAGAAUUCUGGGCUAGAUGGUCCUUUGGUAUGGUUCUACAGAGUUCUCCUUAUGUUAUCUGUCUAGAAUAUAAGGCAAUAUCUCAUAUCUUCGCCCAUGCUCUUCAAAAGACUAGAAGUAAAUUGCAGCCCUCCCAACCUACUAGGUUCUUCUGUCCCAGUCUCCAGUAUUAUCUUGCAUUGCCAAGCAGGUUGUAUGGCAGGUUUUGGAAUCCCCCCUUGGCUAAUUCCCUAUGCUCCUCGCACAUGGAAAAAUAAUAAUCUUAAGUUUAACCUUUAAUGAGAAGGAUCUGGUGACAUUAUAAACCCAGAACAGAAAAAAACCAAGAAUGGAUUUCUUCAUGUCACCACAACCUCAAAGAUAAAAUCAAAGCUUGCUUGGAUGAAAUAAAAAACGAGCAAACUGCUACGGCAGAAUAUGUGCUGCUCCUAGAACAGAUUGUCACAGAGGACCAUGGGAACAUCAAAAUAUCCUGUAUCCACUGAUGUCAUAUUAAAAAAAGCUAGUAUUCAGAAGAUGCCUAUGCAAUGAAUGGAGACGGACAUCAAACCGCAAGUCUUUUGGCCCCCUUGAGCUGCCCUCUCAUGCAGGGGCACACAAACGCAGCCACGUCCAAUGGAUAGCUCAGUUGGUUAGAGUGUGGUGCAGAUAAUCCCCAGGUUGCAGGUUUGAUCCCUGUAUGGGACAGCUGCAUAUUCCUGCAGGUGGCUGGACCAAAUGAUCUUCAGGGUCCCUUCCAACUCUACAAUUCUAUGAUGAUUCUACGUACCUGACAUCUUCCAGAUGUUGGACUACAGUUUCCAUCAUUCUUUAUCAUUGGCCAUGCUGGCUGGGGCAGAUGGGAGUUGGUGUCCAACAACAUCUGGUGAUCACUGGUUGGGGAAAGCCAGCACAUGGCAAGGGCAUCAUACCUGAUGUUACAGGAUAUAUUAAAAGUCAAGUACCUAAUAUGAUGUACAGGCUUGAAAUUACCUCCAUGUGAGGUUUUUGGUAAUCAGAUACAUGCCAAUGCCUCUAAUGAAGGCCACUGGUACAGGCCCCACAAGUUCCUGUGGAGCAUGACAACACCUUUCAUUUUUAUGUAUAUAGGAAGGUAUUAAAACUGAAUCUGUGCCUGAAAUUCCCUACCCUAUUCACUCUCUCUCUCUCUCUCUCUCUCUCUCUCUGUGUGUGUGUGUGUAAAAGAGAGAGAGAGACUGAGGAAGUGUUGUGUUGUUGUUGUUUAGUCGUUUAGUCAUGUCCGACUCUUCGUGACUCCAUGGACCAGAGCACGCCAGGCACUCCUGUCUUCCACUGCCUCCCGCAGUUUGGUCAAACUCAUGCUGGUAGCUUCGAGAACACUGUCCAGCCAUCUCGUCCUCUGUUGUCCCCUUCUCCUUGUGCCCUCCAUCUUUCCCAACAUCAGGGUCUUUUCCAGGGAGUCUACUCUUAUCAUGAGGUGACCAAAGUAUUGGAGCCUCAGCUUCAGGAUCUGUCCUUCCAGUGAGCACUCAGGGCUGAUUUCCUUAAGAAUGGAUAGGUUUGAUCUUCUUGCAGUCCAUGGGACUCUCAAGAGUCUCCUCCAGCACCAUAAUUCAAAAGCAUCAAUUCUUCGGCGAUAAGCCUUCUUUAUGGUCCAGCUCUCACUUCCAUACAUCACUACUGGGAAAACCAUAGCUUUAACUAUACGGACCUUUGUUGGCAAGGUGAUGUCUCUGCUUUUUAAGAUGCUGUCUAAGUUUGUCAGUCUAAGUUUGUCAUCGCUUUUCUCCCAAGAAGCAGGGGUCUUAAUUUCGUGACUGCUGUCACCAUCUGCAGUGAUCAUGGAGCCGAAGAAAGUAAAAUCUCUCACUGCCUCCAUUUCUUCCCCUUCUAUUUGCCAGGAGGUGAUGGGACCAGUAGCCAUGAUCUUCGGGGGUUUUUGAUGUUGAGCUUCAGACCAUAUUUUGCACUCUCCUCUUUCACCCUCAUUAAAAGGUUAUUUAAUUCCUCCUCACUUUUUGCCAUCAAGGUUGUGUCACCUGCAUAUCUGAGAUUGUUCCUAUUUCUUCCGGCAAUCUUAAUUCCAGUUUGGGAUUCAUCCAGCCCAGCCUUUCACGUGAUGAAUUCUGCAUAUAAAUUAAAUAUGUAGGGAGACAAUAUACAUCCUUGUCAUACUCCUUUCCCAAUUUUGAACCAAUCAGUUGUUCCAUAUCCAGUUCUAACUGUAGCUUCUUUGUCCCACAUAGAGAUUUCUCAGGAGACAGAUGAGGUGAUCAGGCACUCCCAUUUCUUUAAGAACUUGCCAUAGUUUGCUGUGGUUGACAUAGUCAAAGGCUUUUGAUAAGUCAAUGAAGCAGAAGUAGAUGUCUUUCUGGAACUCUCUAGCUUUCUCCAUAAUCCAGCGCAUGUUUGCAAUUUGGUCUCUGGUUCCUCUGCCCUGUGGGGAUAUUUCAUUCAUUCAUUUUUUGUCCAAUAGUGGCUCAUUAAUGUAUCUUAGAAUUAAAAUAUAUGUAUAUGUGAUAUGAUUAUGGAGACUUUAAUUUUUACAUAAUUUCACACUCUCAUAGGUUAUUUGUGUUCGGAUACCCGUUGCUGGAUAUUGCAAGUGAGGAGUUGGCUGGCCACUGUGAGAACACUGCGAGUUGAUGGGCCUAGAGUACUGAUCUUAAGUCCUGAUGUUUAUUUUUGGUGGCCCAAGUAAUGCAAGUUGCUUAUUUAUCUACUUGCAGAAACAAAAUUUUACUCCUUCCUCAGUCUAAAUUGUGAAUAACUUGCUAUGCAAUAAACCUAAGUAAAGCAGUAUCAGAGUUGCAGGCAAGUAAAUAGGCUCAACAGAAAUAUGGCACACUUUGCUUUGCAAACUGUAUUUAGUCAGUAUGGGCAAUGUUUAAAUAGUAUUUUGCCUGACACAGAAUGACUUGGAACUCAUUCAAGUUGGCCUGUUAGUCAUGCAGGUUAAGAGGACCUAUGCAGAGUUCACAUAUAAAAAUAAAUACAUAUACUCAAGUAUUCAUAUGAUUACUUCAGUAUGUACCCAGCUCACAAAUCCUCAACCUCUGUUUUCUGCUCCAGCACUCAACCAUCUUGGCAGCUUUGCGGUGUCAUAUUAAAUGUGGCCCGAGGUGCAAGUAGCAUGCCUGGUGAAACAUAAACUCAGAGCCAAUACAUUUAACACACAUCCUCAUUCUUUCACUGCUAAUUUGCUUGCGCAAAUUGGCGUUUAGCAGGACAAAAAUGGAGCAGCUUUCUACUCACGGCUUUGUGGCAUUGCUUUGUUAACCUUUAGCAAUAAGCCCCUGUCUUAAAGAUAAGCCACAGUGAAAUUUGAUCUUCAUUGAAUAAAUAAAUAAAUCGUUACCCUUCUGCUACGGAAUUCCUUGCAAAAACUAGUUUUCCUAUCAUGUCCUUUGGUUUUCUGAAUGUAUGUCAAAUGUAGCGUGGAAAUGGUUUUCUCUGGCAUUCUCAUUGUUCUGCUGAAAAACAGAUGAAGUGUUUCAGAAUGCCUUUUGCUGUGGGGCCCCAGCUAUAUAGUCUGACAUGGUUUAGCGCUGAGCUUUAUUCAAUUUCAUGUUAUGCAGAAACUCAGAUGCUAAGCAGAUGUGCUCAUAAAAGAGAGAAGGGGGGAGUUCAACGAUUUCCUAUGAGAGCGGCUCAGCUCGCACAGUAAAUUUGGACAUUUCCAAGAGUUAAUUGAAAGAAUCUUGCCAUGCUAGGCUUUACUUCUUUGUUUAGAAUAUGUUAGCAAUGAAUUUAUGUGUGUCGUCAGCAAAGGGUCUGGUAGAGAAAAAUAUGAAUGUGUCAUCUGAGCAUUUUGCUAGGGGAGACGCAAACACUGAUCACCUAUGACAGCAAAUCCGGGGCAGAUUGUUUUGAAUUAUAACUGGAUGUAAAAUGUGCAAUUUCUACACUUAAGAGAAUCCGUGAGAACAAAGUCUGCUGGGCUGCUCUGUCCUUUAAUGCCUCUGCAGUUCCCACCAGCUGCUUUAGGGGAGUGCUGAGAAAUAUGACCGCAUCAUCCUGCCUCCAUCCCUCCUGCCUCCAUCCUUUCCACCAGCCAGGAAGAAGAACACAAAUACCUAAUAUGAUGUUCUCUUCUCUUUAAACAUAGGAAUGCAGGGAGCUGCCUGAUACUUGGGAAAGCCUGAAACAUUGGAGAGUAGCUGCCAGUCAAUCCAUACUGAUCUAAAUGGACCAAUCAUCUUACUUGAUAUAAAGCUGAUUCCUGCAUGGAACCUGUUUUCACAUGUGCCUCAAUCUUGCUGUAUUAUUAUUUUAUUGUUAGUUAUUGAAUUUACAUACCGCCCUAUACCCAGAGGUCUCAGGGUGGUUCACAGAAAAGAUCACAAUACAUAAAAUCAAAAUAAAAACAAUAACCCAAUAACACCCCCCACCAAAAAAGAACCACAUUUUAAAAGGGUAUAGGAUGUCAAUCAGGUCAACCAAAGGCCUGGUUAAAAAGGAAUGUUUUUGCCUGGCACCUAAGGCACCAGGCGGGCUUCCCUGGGGAGAACAUUCCACAGAAGGGGAGCCACUGCAGAGUAGGCCCCGUUAUUGUGUCGCCACCCUCCGGACCUUUUGAGGAGCCGGCACAUGAAAAAGAGCCUCAGAUGAUGAUCUCAGGGUCUGGGUAGGUUCAUAUGGUAAGAGGCGGUCCUUGAAGUAUUGCGGUCCUGUAUCAGGAUGAGUUGGUGUAAUUUGUCUGGCCCGUAGGGGAAUUUAUGAUAAAAUAUAUUAAUGGCCAAACUAGACAAUAAACCAGCUUUUCUCAACCGUGGGUCCCCAGAUGAUGUUGGUCUACAACCGCCCCCCCAUCAUCCCAAGUGAGUAUUAUUAAUAUUUUGUUGGAAGCCGCUUAGAGUGGCUGGGCAGGGUAUAAAUAAAUUAUUAUUAUUAUUAUUAUUAUUAUUAUUAUUAUUAUUAUUACAGUGGUACCUCAGGUUAAGAACUUAAUUCGUUCCAGAGGUCCGUUCUUAACCUGAAACUGUUCUUAACAUGAAGCACCACUUUAGCUAAUGGGGCUUCCCGCUGCCACCGUGCCGCCGGAGCACGAUUUCUGUUCUCAUCCUGAAGCAAAGUUCUUAACCCAAGGUACUAUUUCUGGGUUAGCAGAGUCUGUAACCUGAAGCAUAUGUAACCUGAAGUGUAUGUAACCUGAGGUACCACUAUAUUAUUAUUAUUAUUACAGUGAGGAAUGAUAGGAGUGGUAGUCCAACAACAUUUGGGAACCCAAGGUUGAGAACAUCUGUAAUACACCAGUCGCACAAUUAAUGCAUUUUCCAGAAGAAGAAGAAAAGAAGAAGAGGAGGAGGAGGAGUUUGGACUUGAUAUCCCACUUUAUCACUACCCGAAAGAGUCUCAAAGCGGGUAACAAUCUCCUUUCCCUUCCUCCCCCACAACAAACACUCUGUGAGGUGAGUGAGGCUGAGAGACUUCAAAGAAGUAUGACUAGCCCAAGGUCACCCAGCAGCUGCGUGUGGAGGAGCGGAGACGCGAACCCGGUUCCCCAGAUUACGCGUCUACCACUCUUAACCACUACACCAUGCUAGCUCUCUGAAAUCAAUAGCGAGAGCAUGGGGCCUGAUCCAGAUCAGUACCCUGGAGGAGGUUAGGGGGCUUUAACCCUUUGCUCCUUGCUGUGGCUCGAAUCCAGGUCAGAUGCCCCACGAGUGCUAUUUCCAUUGGAAGGAAGGUUUCCAUUCAUGCCAAUAGAAAAUUUCCUUACAAUAUAAAAAGCAGGCGCAGGGGACUCAAUGUGGAUUGGGACCAUAGCAAGACGGCAGAGAGUUAAACUCCUAUACCCACUGUCAGAUCCUGACACACCUCUGACACACUUACACACGCAUGCAAAAAAACCCAACAUCCGCUCAAUUGCUAAUUGCAUGAAUUGCAUAAUGUCUGAUUGGCUCUGUAGCAUCAAAUCAAGCCUAUACAGAUGGCUUGGGCUUCUUCCUUAAUCGUUUGAUAUGUUCAGCAAAAAAUAUUUUUGUGCAUCCCCACAUGGCAGUAGAUAAAAAGCAACUGACAAAGUGCAGAUGUACACAUGUUGUUUUAAUCCAGACCACUUGAACCGCUCGCAGACAGCACCUAACUAUUUAGAAGUGUAUGAUUUGUAAGCAGCUUUAAAGACAAUGUACACCAGAUUGCAAUAUAUGCUUGGCCACUUUCCUGUCACUAAAUUACACACUACUGAAUUCAUGCUCUGUACUUAAACUGAGAAUUAUAGUGCUGUCUUACUGACCGGUGCAGGCAGAGAAGGGAGCGAGACCAGAUCUCUUCAAUUGUUCCAUUCAUGUUUUUCGGCAACAAAGAUCAUGUCACCCUUAGCGAUUCAUUAUUCAAUUCUAUUUUUGAACUGGCAGUUUCUUAGAGAGCAGAGCGGUACAGAACAGAACAGCCAGAGAAAUAUUAAACUGUCUCACUGUAAACCAGAAAACAGCAGGAACACCAGAAUCAGCACCAGAAUCAUUCGGCAUUUAGAAGGUUCUACUAAGGACGUGGGUGGCACUGUGGGUUAAACCACUGAGCCUAGGGUUUGCUGAUCAGAAAGUCGGUGGUUCGAAUCCCCUCGAUGGGGUGAGCUCCCGUUGCUCAGUCCCUGCUCCUGCCAACCUAGCAGUUCAGAAGCACACCCAAAGUGCAAGUAGAUAAAUAGGUACCGCUCCGGCGGGAAGGUAAACAGCAUUUCUGUGCACUGCAUUGGUUUGCCAGAAGCGGCUUAGUCCUGCUGGCCACAUGACCCGGAAGCUGUACACCGGCUCCCUUGGCCAGUAAAGCGAGAUGAGCACCGCAACCCCAGAGUCGUCCACAACUGGACCUAACAGUCAGGGGUCCCUUUACCUUUACCUUUACUCAGUGCUUGGGGUACCACAAGCCAUACAGGAUUGCAACUGAGUAAAGCCCCAAUCCUAUUCAGACUUACCUGGGUGUCAGUCCCACUGAAUUCAGUAGGAGUUACUUCUGAAUAGACAGGGUUAAGACUGCACUGUGAUGUAUUGACUGUUUUCUCCAUCUCUCUCUCUCUCUCUCUCUCUCUCUCUCUCUCUCUCUAUAUAUAUAUAUAUAUAUUUAUAAGAUAUUUAUUAGGAUUUUCAGAAUAUUACAAGACAAAAAAAAGAAAAAAGAAAAAAUACAAAGUAAAAAUGGUUAAAAACAAUUCCUUCCUUCCAUUACUUAUCCUUCAUUUGCUUAUUUUCAGGACCUCCUCACACCUCCCUUUUUUGUAUUCUAGUUCAGUUAUUAGUUCAACAAAUCCCUCCCCUCUUUAUAUAUCCUAAUCAUUAAUCAUAAAGUAUUGUAAUUUUAGAUUUUUACCUAUUAAUAAACCAUUUUUUCAUAUUCCCUUAUAAUAUUUCAGCUAAAGACCACUUAGUUUCUAUCCAACAUCAUUCUAACAUUCAUUAAUUUUGCAAUAUUUCUGUAGAUAAUCUUUAAACUUUUUUCCAAUCUUCUUCCAUCGACUCUUCUCCCUGGUCUCGGAUUCUGCCGGUCAUUUCCGCCAAUUCCAUAUAGUCCAUCACCUUCAUCUGCCAUUCUUCCAAGGUGGGUAGAUCUUGUGUCUUCCAAUACUUUGCAAUGAGAAUUCUUGCUGCUGUUGUGGCAUACAUAAAAAAAGUUCUGUCCUUCUUUGGCACCAAUUGGCCGACUAUGCCUAGGAGAAAGGCCUCUGGUUUCUUCAAGAAGGUAUAUUUAAAUACCUUUUUCAAUUCAUUAUAUAUCAUCUCCCAGAAAGCCUUAAUCCUUGGGCACGUCCACCAAAGGUGAAAGAAUGUACCUUCGUUUUCUUUACAUUUAAAACAUUUAUUAUCGGGCAAAUGGUAGAUUUUUGCAAGCUUGACUGGUGUCAUGUACCACCUGUAUAUCAUUUUCAUAAUAUUCUCUCUUAGGGCAUUACAUGCCGUAAAUUUCAUACCUGUGGUCCACAACUGUUCCCAGUCAGCAAACAUAAUAUUAUGUCCAAGAUCUUGUGCCCAUUUAAUCAUAGCAGAUUUCACCGUUUCAUCCUGAGUAUUCCAUUUCAACAGCAAGUUAUACAUUUUUGACAAAAUCUUAGUUUUGGGUUCUAACAGUUCUAUUUCCAAUUUUGAUUUUUCCACCUGGAAGCCAAUUUUCUUAUCCAAAUUAUAUGCCUCCAUUAUCUGAUAAUAAUGAAGCCAGUCUCGCACUUUGUCUUUUAAUUUCUCAAAACUCUGCAAUUUCAAUUUGUCUCCUUCUUGUUCCAAAAUUUCCCAAUAUUUCGGCCAUUUGGCCUCCAUAUUGAGCCUUUUCUGAGCCUUUGCUUCCAUCGGUGACAACCACCUUGGGGUUUUAUUUUCAAGUAAGUCCUUAUAUCUUAUCCAGACAUUUAACAAUGCUUUCCUGACAAUGUGGUUUUUAAAUGCUUUAUGUGCUUUAACCUUGUCAUACCACAAAUAUGCAUGCCACCCAAAAACAUUAUUAAAACCUUCUAAAUCCAAAAUGUCUGUGUUCUCAAGAAGCAGCCAUUCUUUCAACCAGCAGAAUGCUGCUGAUUCAUAAUAAAGUUUAAGGUCUGGCAGGGCAAAUCCACCUCUAUCCUUUGCAUCAGUUAAUAUUUUAAAUUUUAUUCUGGGCUUCUUGCCCUGCCAGACAAAUCUAGAAAUGUCUCUCUGCCACUUCUUGAAACAGUCCAUUUUGUCUAAGAUUUGCAAUGAUUGAAACAGAAAUAACAUUUCUUGGCAAUACAUUCAUCUUUAUAACAGCAAUUUGACCUAACAAGGAAAGCUUCAAGUUUGACCAUAUCUCUAGAUCCUUUUUCACUUCUGACCAACAUUUCUCAUAAUUGUCUUUAAAUAGGUUUAGAUUCUUAGCGGUCAUAUUAACCCCCAAGUAUUUUACUUUCUUAACCAGUGUUAAACCUGUCUCCUUCUGAAACCUCUCUUUCUCAAUCGGUGUUAAAUUUUUCUCAAGCACCUUAGUUUUUAACUUGUUCAACUUAAAUCCUGCCACAUGACCAAAUUCCUGAAUCAAUUCUAAUACUCUUUUAGUACUAGAUUCUGGCUCCUGUAACGUCAAUACUAAAUCAUCUGCAAAAGCUUUCAAUUUGUACUGUUUAGCUCCGACCUGUAUACCUUUAAUCAUACGGUCCCUUCUGAUCAUAUUUAGCAGAACUUCCAGGACCGAAAUAAAAAGCAAUGGGGAAAUGGGGCAGCCUUGUCGUGUCCCUUUCUCUAUCUUUUUUCUCCAUCUAUAAAGGAGACUUCUCUGUGCACCUGGUAAGGCUCAUCUAUGCAUGGAAAUCUGUUUUUAACUUAUGGACACAAUCCAAAUGGACUGGAUGAGAGCCAACAAACUGAAGCUCAAUCCUGAUAAGACUGUUAGUGCGUGGUUCCCUAAACUGGAUGGAUGUUAGGUCGUCUGCUUUUGAAGGGAAUACACUCCCUCUGAAAGAGCUGGUAUGUAGCUUAGGGUAGGGUUACCAGACGUCCCCGGAUCCUGGGGACAGUCCCCAGAUGUGCAAAUCUGUCCCCAGACAAAUUCCAUCCCUGGAAUGUCCCCAGAUGUGCAAAUCUGUCCCUGGGAAACGUGGCAGCGGCAGCCUCAGCAGCCCGGAGCCAGCCUGGUAGCACAGUUGGCUCUGGCUGUCUUCAGGAGCUGCUCGCUGCCAUGGCACCCGCCAUUUUUCCUGCGCCACAGCAGCGAGUAGCAAGCAGCUCCUGAAGCCAACUGCACUACCAGGCUGGCCCCUCCUGGGCAACGGCCACCCGCCCAUGACUCCUGAGCCUCCCCUGAUCUGUCAAAACAAAGGGGGAAGGGGGAUGAAGAUCAGGGAAGCCUCAGGAGUCUCAGGCGGGCUGCAAGCCAUUGCCCAAUUUUUUUAAAAAAAACUGCACAUUUACGUUUCACAGGGUGUGAAAGAAGGGCUUUGCACCUUUAUACAAUAUGCAUGUAUGCUUGGGCCCAGGGUCUUUUUUAAUAAUAAUAAUAAUAAUAAUAAUAAUAAUAAUAUUUUUUUAUUUAUAUCCCGCCCUCCGCAGCCGAAGCCGGGCUCAGGGCGGCUAACAACAAUAAAAUAAUACAACAUUCUAAAAUCAUUUCAUUAUAAAAUUAAUUCAAAUCAAAUUGAUGGCAACCAUUGGGCUAGAGUUCUGUGAAGAUUGCCAAAGGAGGGAGUCAGGCUGCGCCCUGACCAAAGGCCUGGUGGAGCAGCUCUGUCUUGCAGGCCCUGCGGAAAGAUGUCAAGUCCCGCAGGGCCCUAGUCAUAAUGAGCAGCCUCCGUUUCUCAUAAAACUGGUCCAGGAGCGCUGCUGUGGUCCUCACAUCAGCAUUAAUGUUCAUGGGUGUACAGGUUGGCUCCGUUCCUGACCAGCCUAAAUUGUACUGACAAACUCGUUCUGGACUUCCCUGCAAUUCGUAUCCACCGAUGCAGGAAAAUUCACAGGUUGUGCCAUAAUUAUCCCCAUCACCAGAACAUUUUAUGUAGCCAUUUUCUGGAGAAGAAGAAGAGUUUGGAUUUGAUAUCCCGCCUUUCACUCCCUUUAAGGAGUCUCAAAGCGGCUAACAUUCUCCUUUCCCUUCCUCCCCCACGACAAACACUCUGUGAGGUGAGUGAGGCUGAGAGACUUCAAAGAAGUGUGACUGGCCCAAGGUCACCCAGCAGCUGCAUGGGGAGGAGCGGGGAAUCGAACCGAGUUCACCAGAUUACGAGACUACGACUCUUAACCACUACACCACACUGGAGCAUUCAGUUUCCCGCAACGUCUGACUUUAACUUUUGCCUCACCAUCCCCACUACUGACUCCCUGUUGCUACUCAGCUUCAAAAAAAAAAAAAAAGUGUCCCCGGAUUCAUUGAAAAAAAUCUAGUAACCAUAGCUUAGGGUACUCCUAGAUUCUUUGCUGUUGCUUGAGACUCAGGUGGCCUCGGUAGCCAAUAUAAUGUAAAGGGUUCUUUUAAAGAAGUCAGUGCCUGUUGCUGCUGGGAGUGCCAACUGCUGGCAUCAAAAGCUGUUCACUAUGGCAUCUUUCUAUGCAGCAAGCAUUGUUCUACAUUACAUUACUGGCAUGAAGACUGGCCAUGUCAGAAAUGUCCGGAAUGGCGACAAAAACCGCAAGUGAACUGGGCUUUGGUGCGAGAAUUAGGUCAAUUGUUUCUGCCGAAAAGGCAGGUCAGCAUUUCCCACGAUGCCAGCAACCAUGGGCGUUGCUCACUGUGGUCACCAGCAGAUGAGUCAGACGUGAGGCAAAUUCUCUCCCAGAAGCUGAACGGGACAUUUCCAACUGAUGCACAUUUCCUGUGAAGCCCCCGCUGCUUCACAGGGAUGCCUUACAAAGAACUCUGUGCACUUAGAUGCAAACUUUCCAUAAUAAUAAUUAUACUAAAUAUUUUUUUUUGCCACAACACACUUUAUACACUGGGAUAGGGAAAACAUCUGCAGAGUAUUUCUUGUUUGCCAGCAUUGCAAAGUCUACAAUUUUUCAAUCACUGUUAAGUAACACACACAAAUUCUCCAAUUCUUUUGGGAGGUCUUUGGCCGGCCGUUUACAUUAGCAAUUUUGGGGGAAGUACAGAGACUUUCAUUGACGAGGGCUGCAUUCCCAUAGACUGUUCCAACUUCUACGAAAUCGGUUAAUGAAAAUACGUCUGGCGCUAGCUUUCCGAAUGGAAUGGCUCUAUUGAUUACCAGACAACUACCCGCUAAGACGAGGAGCCUUUUCUAAGGAUUAUAUACCACAAACAGGCAUAACAAUGGUAACAGCAACCAGAUGUCUAUAGCUGCAGAAUGGACUGCUUAGCUCAAGUUACCAUAUUUUUUGCUCUAUAAGACUCACUUUUUCCCUCCUAAAAAGUAAGGGGAAAUGUGUGUGCGUCUUAUGGAGCGAAUGCAGGCUGCGCAGCUAUCCCAGAAGCCAGAACAGCAAGAGGGAUUGCUGCUUUCACUGUGCAGCGAUCCCUCUUGCUAUUCUGGCUUCUGAGAUUCAGACUUUUUUUUUUCUUGUUUUCCUCCUCCAAAAACUAGGUGCAUCUUGUGGUCUGGUGCGUCUUAUUGAGCGAAAAAUAUGGUGAUAUGGGAUAUUCUGCUCUGCUGUGUCUGGUCCUCACUGUCCCCAAAGGAUUACCCGGUCCUUCCUGUGGUAACAUCAGAAGCUCCACCAGGCAAAAUUCUCAUUCAGAUUCUAGAAUGUGUAUCUAGCAAUCUUUUGCUCCCUGACCCAUAGUCCAGAACCCUUCAAAUAUCCCUAGUGUACCCACUUCCUUCCUGACACUAACAGACAGCUCCUCCUAUAUAUAGGGCUGAUCUACAGUAUCCUUUUGCCUACUUACUUCUCGUAUCCUUUUCUGAACUCUGUCACCCCAUCAAUCAUUGUUAAGAGCUUUCUGUUUUGGACCACUGCCUAUUUUGACCUACUUUGUUUAGUCCCAUUCUUGGAUUGGCUUCCUUACCAAACUUGUUUCUUUUCCUCUAUCACACAGUCCCUCCAUGCUCUUCAACCCACCCCACGUGGCCCUGUCCAUCUCAAGGAGCGUCUCCACCCUCAUCAUUUAGCUUGGACACGGAGAUCCAGCACCGAGGGCCUUCUGGUGGUUUCCUCUUUGCAAGAAGUAAGGUUACAGGGAACCAGGCAGAGGGCCUUCUCGGUGGUGGCACCGUCCCUGUGGAAUGCCCUCCCAUCAGAUGUCAAGAAGAUAUAAAAAAUGAUGCAACUUUUGGAAAACUUCUGAAGGUAGCUGUAUCAGGGAGUUUUAAAUGUUUGAUGUUUUAUUAUGUUUUUAUAUGAGUUGGAAGCCAUCCAGAGUGGCAGGGGCAACACAGCCAGAUGAGCAGGGUAUAAAUAAUAAAUUAUUGUUAUUAUAACACACUUUCUUUCUUUUCUUUUUUAGAUUUUUUAAUUUAUACUUUUCAAGUUUAUACAUUUCACCAAUUUUAUACAUUUCACUAAUUUUACAGUCAUUUCCACAUUUCCAAACUUGACUUCCUUCCCCCUCUUUCUGUGGUUCCUUAAAUUUGUUUUUAACAUCUUCUGCAUAUCCAAAUUAACUUAAUUUGCUCAUUUAUUCAUCUUUAAAUAUAUACUCUUGUAAAGCUGCAGGUUAUUGCAAUAAUCUUGCCAAUGUUUUUAUCUGUUUAUAAUUUAUCUGUAAAUAUUCAAUAAACCAUUUCCAUUCUUUUAUUUUUAAAAAGUUACCUUGAUUUCUUAUUCUUCUGGUAAGUUUUGCCAUUUUUGCAUGUUCCAUAAGUUUUAGUGCCUAUUCUUCCUUUGCUGGGACUUCUGCUUCUUUCCAUAUUAUUAAGCAGUUUCUUGCCUCACUGAAUUCUUCCCUUUUCCUCAAGUUUUAUUCUCUACCUACCCUUCCUUCAGUUUUCUCUUUCUUACAGUGUAUUAGCGACUUUGUGACAGUCUUCCUUCAGAUUCAUCGACUUUGGUCUCUGCAGUCAGUUCCUUACCUGCCCUUCCAGGUCCUCAGCCAUCCCCUAUGUGAACUGUUAAUCCCAACCAAACUGUUGACUUUCAUGUCUCUCACAGAAAUUGGACCAUAACAACCUUUGAUAUCACCUGAGUUAAGCCGGUCUUCAACAGCUGUACGAUAUAAAUGAAAAUUCUCAAACAAUUUAACUGUAAUUUAUUACUUGGAUUACAUCACAGAUGAAAUGGGAAGUAUUAUCUUUUGCACAUCAAGAUAUGGAAGCAACAUGUGGAGAUGGGAUUUGCACAUGAUAACACUCUUUUGCCUUGGAUUUCCCUUGAGAUCUUAAGAAGUCUUGGUGAUUUGCUGGGAAAAGUUCCAUUCCUGUACAGUCGCAUUGUACUAGUGACAAAGCUUUAGUAAACACAAUAUUAUUAAAAUUGUUGAUCUAUAAGAGUAUUUCUGAACCACCAACUCAUUAAAAAAAAAAAAGUACGGUUGUGUACAAUAAAAUCAUUAAAACAUCACAAAAUUAUACAAUCAUAAAACACAGAAGAAAUGACCAAAACUAUAUGAAAUCAAUUCUCUAAAAGCUCAUUUUCAUCUGGUGGAGAAAUAUAAGAAUUCCAGUUGUUUUAAGUUACUUCUAUAUAAAGCCUUAUUCAUACUAUACAGCUAUAUUGAUUUCAUACCACUUUAAGAGUCAAGGCUUUUUUUUAUAGCCGGAACUCACCAGAGCUCAGUUCCAGCAACUCUCAGGUGGGUGCCAUUGCCAUUAUAAGAGAACAAGAGAGGUGUUCAUGGUGAGAUUUGUAGAAACCUACACUGGUUUCCCAUGGACUGUAACAAAUUGUAAUCCCAUCAUUAAAAUAAUUCUAUGGAUAAUUUAUGGAACAGAUGGCCCCUCAUAAUUUAUGUUUAUAUAAAUCAAACCAUCUAUUCCAAGAUGCAGCUGAAAACCCGUGGCAUUUGGGUAACUGAAUGAAUUUAUUUUGCUUUGCUUGAUGCAGUCCUUGAGAAAUAGACUCUAAACAACUGCAUCUGGAAUCAGCACACCAGUCCUGCAUGAUAUGAAGACGUUAGACACUGAGAAGGCAUUAUGGAUGCGGAUAGCACAAGUUGUUCCUUUUCGUCUUCAGAGGGCUUUGAACUGCCUUGGCAGCAGUAGAUGUUCCUUUGAGUGCUUCACCAUAUAUGCAUCAGAGAGAAUUAUGCUUCCCAAUAAAGAUGACAGGAAAGGAACAUAAACAGAUGCUAAGUGAAGCAGGAAGCAUCGUUGGAAGUGGGACAAGGGGACAGGGUGUCUACAGGAAGGCGAAUUGCAAAAUUGAGAAAUUCAAGAAGUUCUCUUCCAGUGCUCUGCCACAGUGUGAACUAUAAUCACACAAGGGAGGAGGCUUAGGGGAGAAGCGAGUUCUGGCCCUCCAGUGUUAUUCUCAUUGGUCUCCAUAAGUUAACCAGAAAGCCUCCUCUCCUCUGAAUUUAGGCAUCUUAACCAAGACAUCACAGAACAUUUAGCUAGUCUUUGCCAUAUGGGGGUAGACUUUUUGAUUGUCAAACCCACACACCCCUGCCAAUAUUUACAGCAGAAAACCUAUCAACAGAUGUCUGGGGCAGGAGUCCUCUGAAGAACCCCAUCACCAGAAGGCCUGUGCAAGGGAUUCUGCUUGCACAACAGGGAUUCCUCCCUCCCUCCCUCCCUCCCUCCCUCCCUGCCUCUUUCUUUCUUUCUUUCUUUCUUUCUUUCUUUCUUUCUUUCUUUCUUUCUUUCUCCACACCCCCUGCUCCCCCAAAAAAGAAUUGAUGGGAGGGUUAAGAGAAUCCUCAUGAACAGUAUUCAUGGGGAGAGGGGAUCAUUAUACCCAAAACUUGUAACAGCACAAUCUUGAAUUCCAUCCUGUGUCUUCUGAGAGCCAACAAUGUGGAGGACCUGUGGUUCCUCCAGAUGUUGCUGUUUUACCCCUCCAACCAUCCCUGAUCACUGGUCAUGCUGGUGGGAGCUUGGAAUCCAACAUCUGCGGAGCCAUGGGUUCCUCGCCCCUGUCAUAGACAAGGCACAUUGAGACCAGAAGGGACACUGCCAGAAUCUACCCUGCAAAAGUUAUACAAUGCCACCAGGACAGGACAGGACAGGACAGGACAGGAAGCAGCCAUUACUGAAGUGCGUUGAGCCAUAGAAAAGAGGAGUUAGUGUCAAUGAAACUGGCCAUUGAAGUGAAAUAUAUGGUGCCAUUGUACCCCAUGAUUUAAGGUCUAUCCUAAAAUGUGUUAUCAGACUGGCAUUCUUUGAGUGAGCUAUUAAGAGACAGGGUGUGUGCAUGAACCAUAUAAACCCUUUCAAUUUAAUGACCGUAUUUUUCGCUCUAUAGGACGCACUUUUCCCCCUCCAAAAACGAAGGGGGAAAGUGUGUGCAUCCUAUGGAGCGAAUGCAGGCUUUUGCUGAAGCCUGGAGAGUGAGAGGGGUCGGUGUGCACCAACCCCUCUCGCGUUCCAGGCUUCAGGAAGCUAUCCGCAAGCCUGCGGAACCCAGCGGGAGUUCCCGCCAGGCUCUGCAGGCUUGCGCACAGCUGCCUGCAGCCCGAAGCCCGGGGAGCACAGCGCUGUGGUAAAACCAUAAUGUAUCUAUUAUCACUUUUGGAGUAUUUAAUAAUAGCAUUUAAUCACAAGUGAACUUUCUUGUGUUGCCAAUUUUUUGCAAGGUUCACCCCAAGUUUGUCAGACUAUUAUUAUAUCAUGUUUUCUCCCAGAAUGAAAACCUAAUAAUCCCAUGCCAUUGCCCAUGAACUGCCCAGAAUCAAUUUUUGUGAGGGCUUCCAUAGCAGCUGGGUGACCAGAAGGUGGCUAGCUUUCAGUGAGUCACUUGCUUCUCUGGGAAUGAAUCAUCCAAGUAUUCCAGUGCGGGUCAUUAGGUUCUCCAGAUGUUGCUGGUGACAACUCCCAUCAUCCCUGACCACGGGGAUGUUUGGGGCUGAUGGGAGAAAUAGUCCAAUAACAUCAGGAGGACCAAAUAUUUCCAUCCCUGCUGUCAAGACAACAAAUGAUCACAUCAACAUCAAGAAGAGAUUAGUGGUUCAGGUGUGUUAUCUCUCCUCAGGUUACAUUUGUUUGCCAGGUAAACAGCAAUGAUUGUGAAGCAAUAAUUUAAUUACGGUGAAGUUUACAGAACUCCUGCGUUCCCUAUUUGCAACAGAAAAUAAUGCAUUUCCCAUGGAUGGUGUAUGAAUGAUGCAGAACUGCUCUCUUCUGCUCUUUACUCCUACCAGUUUGGAUGUCUUAAUUUAAUUCCUCUGACAUUUCAGUAUUUCUAUUACCCAUUAUGUAUGAGCCAAGGAACUCACUGGGGUGGCUAGUCAAAGAGCUGUUUCUCACAGUGAUCUAAUGCUUUGGUUGCAAAUUCACCUCCCACUGAUAUGUAAAUUUUGAACUAAAUACAGCCAGUUAGAUUUACAGCCAGGCUAUUAAUCCUGUUACUUCCCUAGACACACUUUUGUCAACAGCAAAUAUACUAACUCUCCUACUACUCAGAUGAGAGACAAGACUUGCCUCAUCUCAGAAUUAAAGAAAUCCCAGUGAAUUCCUUCCAAAGAACUGGAUUUACAUGGGAAUAUUGUUUUAUGGUUACAUGGUGAUUUCAAGAAUUACACUCCAAAACGUGGGUACAUGAACAAAAGGAAUGAAACAAUUCAGGUUUAAAAGCUUGGUUCAUUUUUGAAUUGAUAUUAUUUCAUUUUAUUAACUCAGUGGUAGGAGAUAGGGUCAAAGGUUAGACACAGAGCAGAUACAGAAAGCCCCAAAUUCAAUCUCCAACAUCUCCACCUAGAAAGAUCUCUGCUGGAGAUGUGCCCAAUCAGUAGACAAUAAUGGCGCUCGGGCAUAUGUCACAGUGUCCCGUUGCGCCAGAAACAGUUUAGUCAUUCUGGUCACAUGACCCAGAAAGCUGUCUGUGGACAAAUGGUGGCUCCCUCGGCCUGAAAAUGAGAUGAGCGCCGCAACCCCAUAGUCGCCUUUGACUGGACUUAACUGCCCAGGGGUCUUUUACCUUUACCCUUCAUCUACUUGCUGCAGUCUGAGAUGAGCUCUCCAGAUAAUGUUUUCACCAACAUCUGCCAGCUUCUCUUAGGUCCAUCAUGAGAUGUCCGCCAGCUUCUAAUUACGGAUACCAGCAGCCUUCAAGCAAGCAAACUUGCUUUAUUAUCACUCCCUAGCAUCCCACUGCCAGAGGAUUGCCUCCUUCCAUUCACCAGUUUGCCUCCUCCAAGUGGAAGAAACCUGGGCAGUGCUGAAUAUUACAUUCAUUGCCAGGUGUGUCCUGCUGGAAAUAAAAAAGGGUUUUCCCCUUGGCUUGCCUUUAUACCCACUCAGUUGCCAAGUGCUUUUGUGACAUCACAAUAAACCCACAGCCAAUGGCAACAGCCAAUGGCAACAGUUGGGGAGGCAUCAUCUUCAUUGGUUUGAGCCUCACAAUGCCUGGUGGACCUAUCAGUGAUUGUGUGCUUGUUUAUUGAGGACACAGGUGGAGCUGUGGUCUAAACCACUGAGCCUCUUGGGCUUGCCGAUCGGAAGGUCAGCGGUUUGAAUCCCUGUGACUGGGUGAGCUCCCGUUGCUCUGUCCCAACUCCUGCCAACCUAGCAGUUUGAAAGCAUGCCAGUGCAAGUAGAUAAAGAGGUACUGCUGUGGUGGGAAGGUGAAUGGCGUUUCUGUGCACUCUGGGUUCUGUCACGGUGUUCUCUUGUUCCAGAAGCGGUUUAAUCAUGCUGUCCACAUGACCCGGAAAGCUGUCUGUGGACAAACGGCGGCUCCCUCGGCCUGAAAGUGAGAUGAGCGCCACACCCCAUAGUCGGCUUUGACUGGACUUAACCAUCUAGGGAUCCUUUACAUUUACUGUUUUCCAAUGGCCUAAAGGGACAUGGGUGGCCUAGUUGAGGGACCAAUGGCUAAAGCUGCUUUAUAUGAUCAUAAAAUAAACCCAUUGUAGCAUAUUAGAGUGCUGAGAAUGAAACAGAGACAGACAGAAAAGCAAUUAAUCCUUCCUACUAAGCUAGCCUAAAUAGUAAAUGUUCCACCUAGCUGAACUUUUGCCUCCUUCUCCACAGGGUCCAUUUUCAACCCUUCCUUCACUAAGGGUCACUAUUUAAUCCAAACUCUCAUUUCCUCCCUAACCUUACUUAUGAUGCCUCAAGUACAUUAUUGGCAACUGAUCUUAAAAUGUGUCCUAAAUUUUCUAGUUACCACCCAUUACUUUUUUUUUUAAAAAAAUAUUUUUAUUAAAGAUUUCUUGGUUUACAAAAGUAUGUGCAGUGUCUCUUUUUCAAGUUACAUUUUCUACAUAUCAGUUUCACUUGUUGAGACAAGGAAGAAAAGGGGGAAAGAGGUGGAGGGGGCAUGGUGAGUGGGGGUGGAGUCGGGUGGCGGUGUUUCUGUUUUACUUAUUGUAUGUGUGGGGUUUUGUGUCAGCGUCGCUUGUGCCGGUUCUCUUUACUAUUCGCUUGUGUUCCUUUAGGGGUGAGAGACAUUGGGGUUGGCCCUAGGGUAUGGUUGAUUGUCUUUGAUUGGCUGUAGUGAACUUUGUUGUCGCGUGUGAGUGGGGUGGGUGGGUGCUUUUUGAUCAGGUUAACCAGAUUGAUUUGAAUGCUGUUGGCGGGUUCUUGUUGUCUAGUUGGGCUGCGUAUGCAAUAAAGGGUAAUCAUAUCGAGGUGAAGGUGACAUCUUCUAUUCGUCCCCUUGUCAGUUUCAGUUUGUUGAUUAGUUUUUCUAAUAAGGCUGUUUCUCAUACUAUUUGAUACCACUGGUCCAUGCUUGCUCCUGACAGGUCUCUCCAGUGUAUGGCUAUGAUGCUUCUGGCUGCUGAGAGUUAAUUACCACCCAUUACUGUGCUUUUCUUAGGCUACUUCAUUGGAGCCUGAUAUUAUUAAGCCAAGUAGAGAUAGGGAUGUAUAAAGGCAGUGAGGCUUUUUGUAUGUGUUUAAGUGAAAAGAAGGAUACAGAUUUACUCUCACAAAAACAACAAGACUCAAAGGUGGGAUGGCCUGGGACUUGGGCUCGGACUCGGAACCAGAGAAGACUCUGCACCGGAUCCUUUGCCUCAGGCAUCAUCUGAACCAAGUCUGGGGCCUGAUCCUAAAGAGUCCCAGUCUGGACAGGUUCCCCUGCAACAAACACCAGCUGGGCUGAGUCAGGGGCCUGAGCCUGCCCUGGCUCCAGAUGCAGGGAUUACCUCGUUGCCUCCAGCUGGGCUCCACUACCGGUUUGGUCAGGGGAGGCUGAGGCGGCCCCUGGGUCUAGUAACCCACCGACGUCUCCCAAGCUGCAGAGACUAAGGUCUGAGAGGAAAGACCUGAGUACUUGCAGGAGGAGUGCUCACCUUCAGGCGAAACAGGGAGGUGAGUCGCCGGGUGAUCAGGACCGGCCGCUACCCUGAAAAAGAUAAAAGGCUGUUGGACCCUGCCCCAAGUUGGCGGGAGCAACAUUGCUGUAUGCUAGAUCCUGCCUGAUAUCCUGUACCUGUCCUUCCUGGUUUCCUGCCCUGUGUCCUGCCUUGGCCUUGUCGGACUGACUCCCAGCGGAACCUUCAGAUUCUGGACCGGACCUGGACCACGUUUCAUAGGUUACAUUCUGGCUGCUGAGAGUAGUUACCACCCAUUACUGUGCUUUUCUUAGGAUACUUCAUUGGAGCCCGGUAUUAUUUAGCCAAGUAGAGACAGGGAUGUAUAUAGGCAUCAAGGCUUUUUGUAUGUGUUUAAGUGAAAAGAAGAAUGCAGAUAUACUCUCACAAAAACAACAAGACUCCAAGCCUCUUUUCAAGCUUUCUGAUAGGUGGACCUGUAUCAAAAAAAACCUAUUGCAUGCAGCCAUUUUACACAGAGGAUUUAUUGAAAUAGAUGUUGACCCACUUUAUCCUCAGGUCAUAAGACAGAUGACAUGUCAAUAGACACUAAAAUAUUCAAAAAAAUGAACAGGAGCAUGUGGUAACAAGAACCCCUUCAUUAAAAUUUUAACUGCAACCACCACAAGCCUACAUAAAUAAAAAAGGGCCUGCAACAUUGAUAUAGGGCCCCUCCGGAAAGGAUUUUUAUUGUGCAUUCAUUAUGAUUUCUGAUCAUAAUGAUGCGGCAGUUUUGUGUGAUCCUGCCCUCAAUGCUGUUUGAAUCUGCAAAAGUUUCAGGAAGGAAAUACUGCUUCAUUUCCAAUCCGUGCAUGUCUCAUAACUUCCUGCUGAAAUUUCCCAACCUUUCUUGCCACAAACAUUGUGGGGCUGUUGUUAAACACCCCCCACCCCACCACACACACACACACACACACACACACACACACGUGCGCGCGCGUGCACACACACACACACAAUCACAUUCUUAUUCACACCCUGGGCAGCACCUCUUUAAUCUUCUACCCUCGGGCAGGAGAUAUAGAAGUAUAAUCAGUCAUUGUUGUUGUUUAGUCAUGUCCAACUCUUUGUGACCCCAUGGACCAGAGCACGCCAGGCACUCCUGUCUUCCACUGCCUACCGCAGUUUGGUCAAACUCAUGUUGGUAGCUUCAAGAACACUGUCCAACCAUCUCGUCCUCUGUCGUCCCCUUCUCCUUGUGCCCUCCAUCUAUCCCAACAUCAGGGUCUUUUCCAGGGAGUCUUCUCUUCUCAUGAGGUGGCCAAAGUAUUGGAGCCUCAGCUUCGGGAUCUGUCCUUCCAGUGAGCACUCAGGGCUGAUUUCCUUCAGAAUGGAUAGGUUUGAUCUUCUUGCAGUCCAUGGGACUCUCAAGAGUCUCCUCCAGCACCAUAAUUCAAAAGCAUCAAUUCUUCGGCGAUCAGCCUUCUUGAUGGUCCAGCUCUCACUUCCAUACAUCACUACUGGGAAAACCAUAGCUUUAACUAUACGGACCUUUGUCGGCAAGGUGAUGUCUCUGCUUUUUAAGAUGCUGUCUAGGCCAACUGGCUAAAAAACAGUUUCUAUCCGUGGGCUGUUAGGCUGCUGAACGGAAAAUAAUAUAGUGCAACUGACUUUCGGGGUUGGUGUGUUGUGUGACAAGCACACAGAGUUCAAUGAGACUGAGUGUUAUUAUUAUAGUAGUGUAAAUGUGUCCCUUCAGACAGCAAAAAUUCAAUAACAUUAGGAAAGCAUUGCAGAACUAAUAAAGUGGGGUGGUGCAUUAAAGUUCCAAUACAAAUCCGCCACCAAUGCACAAUUUUUGUGUCACUGACACGUUGCAGAAUGCACUUGCCCCACCCCACCCAGUCUAGAGGAGCCCAUAUAUUCAGAUUUAAUAAGUCUCGGGGGAAUAGUUUCACAGCUGUGGCUGGGUAGCCACUGAGAACCCCUCUGUGUGUGACCUGUUGGUUCAAAUCCGAUGCAUAGUAUGCUUAUUCAAGAGGCUAUGCUCUUGAUAAGUCAUCAUGGGGCUCUAAGAUAUGUGAGAAUUUGACAACGACUUAAAUUUUGUAAUGGAUGGAGAUCACUCCUGAGAGAAUGAUAAAAGCAAGAAUCAAGGUGAGCUGCAAGUGAAAUAGUUUCUUUUAUCCUUUCUUUGGGAAAAAGAAAGAAAACAGAAAUUUCAGAGGAGCGCAAUUCAUGCUUUGAGUACUGCCUGAGCUAACAUAAAUCAAAGAUCAAUUCUCAGUGCAUGAAUAUUUUACGGACCGCUAAGUAGAGUCCUAUUAGGAAAUUAAUGCAGCCUUCUCCCUUGUCCCGUAAUUCCUUUCUGCCUCCAGGCAAGUGGGUGACACACCGGGGAAAUGGCCAGCAACUGCCAACAGUGGAUGUGUCAGCAGCAUUUUAUAGGCUGUAAAAUUGGUUAUUGUUCUUUUAUGGAAUUAUAGCAUUAAAGACUCCCCCAGUUCUUGAGAAGGGUCUUGUAAACUGAAUAAUAAAUGUAUCACAUUGAGAAAAACAGCCUCAUUGCUUUAAAAGCAUAGAACGUUUCUCAUACCUCCCUCUCACUCACUUAUCCAAGUCCACAUCCUUUAAAAAAGAACCAUGUCAUCAUCUGCAAUGUAUACAGUAGUAAAUGUGCAAUGUAUACAAGAGUAUACACUGGUGAUUGGUUACUCUGUCCUCAAAUCUUUCACUGAUUAUAAGCAAACAUAACAGUUUUUCAGAAGGCAUAGGCAGGGGCCAUGGGCAUAGCCAGGAUUUAUGUUAUGGGGGUCAAGAUACCCGCCUGUCGUCAUCCUCUGCCUGUCUCUGUCUCGCAGAUUCGGAAUGAAAUGUCUCAACAACAGUUGUUUAAAAUUAUGUUCUUUUGACCCCAGGUGCUCAGAAAAAUCUCUCCAAAUCUUUGCUAGAAUGCACCACAGCAUCACCUAAGACUUCAGGGGUCAGCAAACUUUUUCAGCAGGGGGCUGGUCCACUGUCCCGCAGACCUUGUGGGGAGCUGGACUAUUUUUUGGGGGGGAGGAAUAAAUUUCUAUGCCCCACAAAUAACCCAGAGAUGCAUUUUAAAUAAAAGGACACAUUCUACUCAUGUUGUUGUUGUUUAGUCGUUUAGUCGUGUCCGACUCUUCGUGACCCCAUGGAUGCCAGGCACUCCUGUCUUCCACUGCCUCCCGCAGUUUGGUCAGACUCAUGUUUGUAGCUUCGAGAACACUGUCCAACCAUCAUUCUACUCAUAGCUGUCAACUUUUCCCUUUUAUUGCGAGGAAUCCUAUUUGGAAUAAGGGAAUUUCCCUUUAAAAAAGGAAAACAUUGACAGCUAUGAUUCUGCUCAUGUAAAAACACGCUGAUUCCUUGACCGUCUGUGGGCCGGAUUUAGAAAUCAAUUGGGCCAGAUCUGGCCCCCAGGCCUUAGUUUGCCUACCCAUGAUCUAAGUGACCUCAGCAAGCAUUUUGAUUCCAAAUAGUCUGAUUAUUUCUACUUUCAGUUAAGUAUUUUUAUUUAUUUACUUGAUUUAGGGGGCAGCUGCCCCCUGGCUAUGCCCCAGGUAGGGGCAGGUCCAGCCCCAUUAUUAGGCAUUUUGGGGUGACUGCCUCAAACAGCUGGAUUUGAGUGUUGCGAAAGAGUAUGAAACUGUUAUUUAAUUUAUUGGGACUGGGUUUUUGUUGCUGCAGAGAGGUAACAGUGGGAUUUCCUGCCCCAGAUCCCCAGAUAAUUUGAGCUGACUUGGGGACUAUGUUCCUCAGCUAUGGUUGAGGGACACAAUCAGUGGAUGCUGUUACAUUAGGGAGAAUGGGGACAAAACUGGAAAUUGUGGGUUCUGUGUGUCAUUGGUUCUGGUUUUAUCUACUGUUGGCCUCCCUGCCUUCAACCCUAGGCUCCAGCUACUACUGGACAGCAUUUGCCAUUCUACUGUGGGUAGCAAGAUGUGUUGGGCUAGCCCUGGUUGGGAGGUUUCAAAUAAAAAGUUGAAUGGCUACAUGUCAUGGGUGAUUUCUUGGAGUGAUGCAUGUCUUAAAGCUUGUGGUUUUGAGUCCCUUCCCAACCAUCAUUUUUAUCAUCAAGGUUUUACCUUCUUUCACGCGGCUGAAAUAAUUCACACAGUAACGCUACAUAUGUAGAAAGCAGCUGCAACAUUCAGCUGACUGAUGUGGUUUCUAUUAUAGGUAGCUCUGGAGCAGAUUGGGACCAGACCCUUGAGAAAUCUGCUCCCACUCUGUGCUGGCAAUUGUCAAGGAGAACUAAGAUUCUCAGCAGUUCAACCAAAGGCCACGCAAAUAAUUAAGUUGGAUAGUUGCAGUAAUUCUUAGAAAGUAGCCUUUUAUGAGCAAAAACGCGACCCGUUUUUGGAAACAUAGUGUUUGAAUGUCACCCUAAUCUCUGAGCAAUACAAAAUUCCAAGGGUACCAGGAGCUCACCAAGGGUUCAGUUUCUUCGAAAUGAGGGACAGCAGAGACUGUUGUGUCUUUAUGAUAUAUGGUUUAGUUACACAUAUAGACAAACUGAGUCUACGAUGGAGGGGUUCACUGCAUGAACACCCCAAAAGGGUAUUUUUUCUCCAAACUGAAUUUUUUCUUGGAUUCAAACAGAGAUCUGGCAUGGCGCUCUCUCUCUCGCUCUCUCUCUCCUUCUGCUUGCUGCUUUGCUUCUAGGUCACAUCAUGACAAAACUCAUCUCUAAACUCAGGCUUUUGCCCUUCUAGCUAUCUAAGAAUUGAAGGAGGGCUUCAACCCAUUUUCCCUCUUACCUUAUCUUAUCACCCAGGCAAUCGCAUCAACAGGAAACUAACCUGGCUUGAUUAGCUUUUAACCUUUGCUGGAUCCAGGGAUCAGAAGGCUUGAUGAGAUUUUAACACCCACAAACUCAUAACAGAAAAAGCUUACAUCAUCUUCAGAAUAUGCUCUGAUUUAGAUUCGAGCAGCCUUUAAACAGGAAAAAAUGUUUCAGAACUGGGAUGCAAGGCCCUUUAAAGCUUUAAAGAUAAAGCCCAAUACAUUGAAUUAUGUUCAGAUAUAAAUUGGGAGACAAAACAGAAAAGCCCCAUCUGCACUAUCUAUUUUAAGCAUCCCAGCAGAAACCAUUGUAAACCAAUGCUCCAUCUUCCACCAUUCAUUUGAUAUUGAACUACUACCAGUCAGGAAGAAGCCUCAAGCAGUAAGGGUCACAAUAAACUAAGGUGCUCACUUGCCCAUCACCCAAAAAGAGAACAAAAUAGAGAACUUACUUGCAUAAAAUUAUUAUUUAAAUUUGCAUUUGGCCCUUCAUCCGCAGAUCUCAGAGUGGUUCACAACAUAAAAUGUGCAUGUGCUAAUUCAUAUGCAAAGCUGCAACUCUAGAAAUUGUUGCUAUAAUUUGAAUAGAAACACUAUCCAUCUCACCAUAGUAGGAAAAACUGUGACCAGGUGACAUGUGUUCAGUCUGCUGUCCAGCAUUGUUGAUGCGCAACUUCACAGCUCCACCCUUCCUACUUACAAUUCAUUAUCUUUAAAUCAGAGAUUUACAGUGGACGCUCUAUUUGCGAAUGUGAUCCAUGCAGGAUGCACGUUCGCAACCCGCAGAUGCAGGUUGCGAUCCAGCGCUUCUGCGCAUGCACGACUGCCGAAACCCGGAAGUAACCCAUUCCGGUACUUCCGAGUUUUGGCAGUCCACAACCCGAAAAAAUGCAACCUGAAGUGGACACAACAUGAGGUAUGACUGUAUUGGGCAGCCCUUCCAACAGAGGAUACUUUCAGAUAGGGGAAAUAUCCUUUGACAGCCCCUCAGAUUAGAGGACUACCUCCUAUAAAGUAGAACACUUGGGCCACUCUACAAUCAACUAUAAAUCACCAGUAAGCACAAGUGAUUGGAAUCUAAAGGCCUGUUUAUCUUCACUGUAGGGUGUUCUUAUUUUCUAAACUCCAUGAACUUUGAAGCUAACCAAAUGACCACAGCUGUUUUUAGCAAGUACAUUUCCUUCAGGCGUAUUGGCACUGGAGACCAAAGCAUUGAAACCAAACAUGCGGUCAUUCUGAUUGUUUGGAUAGAAGUCAUCCUGCAAGACAUUUAUUCAUUAAAAACUUCAUCCUGCUGACCUAUUCCUCAGAGAAAAUUUUUCACAAGGACUUCACAUAUCCAAAUUUCCUUCCUUUCCCUCUGUGCUCACCCCUGGGUUCUUGCUUUGGAGUUUCGUGUCCGUGGCAGAGAAGCGAUACUGGCAUUGGUGCCGAUUUCGGGCGAAAUGUUGGCUGAUGUGGGUGUGAUUUCACCAAAAUCGCAUGAGAUCUUGUUUGCUCCACAAUAUCUAAGAUUACCUCACUGUCCUGCUGAUGGGAACUCUCACUACUCAGAGAAAUGGGGUAAUAUUAAAUACCGUAGGUGACUAUUCUAAUCCAAAUGCCAGAAUCUAAAUUUAAAGUAACAUUUUAACCCAGCAUUAGAAAUUUGCAGAGGUGUGGUAGGUAAAUGUUGUUUUCAGUGCAUACUUCUUCUUUGGCGAUCACUUGUAGGCGAGUAAGAUUGUCUUCCUGAACAUGGUUUUAAAAGUGAGUCCGUAAGUGACUGUGGAGGCCAAUUCUGGAUCCAAACAUCCUUCCACAGUGGGGACAUAGGUUUCCAGGCGGGAGUUGAUUCACUGUGAGGGUUUGCCAAGCGUGCCUUCCUCUUAGCGCGCUUCUCCCUUUCGUUCUGAGUUCAAGCGUCUUCAAAGCCCAUGGCACCUUUGGUAAAGGCUGUUCUCCAACUGGAGCGCUCGAAGGCCAGUGUUUCCCAGUUGUCCGUGUUUAUACUACAUUUUUUUCAAUUUGCCUUGAGAAAGUCUUUAAACCUCUUUUGUUGACCACCAGCAUUACGCUUUCCAUUUUUAAGUUCGGAGUAGAGUAGUUGCUUUGGAAGACGAUAAUCAGGCAUCCGCACAACAAAGUUGAUGUUGAUGUUGAAGAAUUAUUGCUUUGGCACUGGUGAUACUGCAAGGCUUAACAGGGGGUGGGGAGUGAAUCCAGUAGAGGUGAAAGAGGCUACUUUAUGGCAAGACAUCCACUAUAUUGGCUGGGCUCCAAAGAGCCACUCCUGUAUGCUGAGACUUCUCCUUUUAUUUCCCAACUGCAGCUUCUCUGUACUGCAUCACAGAUUACUCCUUAAGGUUUCCCAUACCCUCCAAUGCAUCUCCAAUGAAAAUAGGGACAUCCUAUUCCAUAACAACAACAAGUUUAUUAUUUAUACAUCAUCCAUCUGAUUGGGUUGUCCCAGCUGCUUUGGGCAGCUUCCAACAUAUAUAAAAACAUUAAAAAAUAAACAUAAAAAACCUUCCCAGAUGUCUUCUAAAGGUUGCAUAAUUACUUAUGCCUUUGGUUCAGGGGGGUCACAUAACCCCAUACCCUCCAAUGAAAAUAGGGAUGUCCUAAGGGAAAGCAGGACUUUCCGGGAUCAAAACAGAAACCAGGACAGCUUCUGUAAAUCCGGAACUGUCCCUGAAAAAUAGGGACACUUGUAGGGUCUGGUCUCCUGAAUUUCUAGAUUUGCUGUUAAAUACAGCACAGGAGUCAAAGACAAGGCCAGAGUGGGGAGAGUUAGCUCAUGGCCAAGGUGUCUUGACUACCAACAGAGUUCCUAAGCAGAAGUCUUGAAGAAAGUGUUGCUUAACAUGCUUUCAGAUAAAAAGAGACCAGUACAAUAAAGAAAUCUAAAAACAGAGGAACAUUCAAGCCAAACGGCCGUUUGAGUGCUGGCAUGGCAAGCAGCAGAUGCAGCCAUUAAUUAGUGUUAAUUGCUUCUGUCUAGACACCAUGUGAAGGCCAAACCAUUGCCUUUUGUUUACCAUUUCGAAGUUACCUAUAUUUGCCAACAGCAUUUUUAGGACACCCUUGUUUAGAUCGUUUCAUUCCACUGAAAUUACUUAAACCAAGAAUUUAGCACAUAUGAAUCAAAACUGUAGCAGUUCAGCCCAACUUUGAAUUAGUUUAUCUGCAAACUCACUAAUAAAGCAACUAGAAAAAUCUGACAAAAAGUAUCUAAGAGCAUUAAGAAUCCAAAGCAAAGCCUUAAGGGACCUGCUAAUUUUAUUGGGGUCAGACACUGCAUUCUGGUAAGCUUCUUAUUAGGAUGUAUUAAGGAAGUAAUUAACAGUCUGAUCUUGUGCAUAUUUACAUAGGAGGUAACCCUCUUUGCUCAGUGGCACUUGUUUGCAAGCGAGUUACGGUACAUAGGUUUGCAUCCCUGACUAUUUAUUUAGUUAAUAACCUACCCAAUCCCAAAAGUCGAGAUACCUUAAAAAAGCAUGUUAAAACAAACUGAUUAUAAAAUAUAUUAAGUGUAAAAAAUACCCAAAUGUCAUGUAAAUCAAGCUGAACCUAUGUGUCUUAAUACGAAAUCUCAAAUUAAUAAUAAUAAUAAAAAACCUGACUUUGUAUGCUUCCAAAAUAUCAGGCAUUGGUUUUUCCAGACUGCCCCCUGCAGUGAAAUUGUCAGAGACAAAUGUUCCAUUUGUUUAAUAGAUAAGAUGUUUCUAAUGCUUGUUGCGAGACAUCCCUGGGAAACCUUUGCAUUGUUGUUCACUAGUUGAAACAUACGUGGAUCAUCGGGAGAGCAUGAGUUUUUAAGAGAAAAUCAGAGAGACACCAUACACAAACACUUCAUACACAUACGCAACACCUGUUUGCAACUGUAUGUCUUCAUAGCAUCAGCCCUUGCUUAAUUCUGCAGGCAUCUCUCAACCCUUCUUGUCCAUAGCUGUCAAGUGUCCCUUAUUUGGCGGGACAAUCCCUUAUCCCAGCGCCAUGUCCCGCUGCUGUCCCUUAUUGGUGAUGUCCCUUAAAUAAGCUACUGAAGGUAAUGGGGCCCUUUCUAUGUCCAGCUGUCCUUUGUCAACAACAAAUUGUUGCUGGUUUUUUUGUGUUGAAUAUAUGCUAUAUGGUAAUUUAUGGACCUAAUAGGUAUCUAAAGCCAUUUGCACGCAACAAAAUAUGUAUUUUAUCAAAGUAAUUGUUGAUCCCUUAUUUUGGCUGCUGAUCCCUUAUUUUCGAGGCUGCUGGUCCCUUAUUUUCAAAUCUGUAAGUUGACAGCUAUGCUCUUGUAACCCCCCAGGUCUGUAGCAACAAGCCAUCAUCCGUUUUGGACCAGGUCCUCUGGAAGCCCUCUUAUUUCUCUUUUCUCUCUAAAACACCUUCUAACUUCAGAAUCCAAGCUCUUAGGGAAGGGGUAGAGAGCCUGUGGCCCACCAGAUGGAGCCUGGAGAUGGAGCCCAGACAGUGGCAUGGCAUGGCGUGGGGCAAAGGGAUGGUUGCUAGCGCAAGUUAGGAAGGAUAUUAAUAAACAAUAUAUCCUCUCCUGCCACCCUGAACAUUCCCACAACUAUCACACACAGGUAAUACUAGUGGGCUUCCCAUAGGCUCGUAGGUUGGACACUGUGAGUACAGGAAGCUAAACCAGAUGAGCCCUUGAGCUGAUCUAGCAGGGCUCUUAACAAAGAAUGUCCCCAAGCCAUAGCAUUUGAAGAUCUGAAGUGUGUCAAGACUGGCAGCUGUAUGUUAAGAAAUGUUUGACUAUCAUGUAUGCAUUCAGCUGGAAAGUUUUUCCAAGAUGAUGACAAUCUCUUUUAUAACAACAACAAUUUAUUUAUACCCCGCCCAUCUGGCUGGGUUUCCCCAGCCACUCUGGGCAGCUUCCAACAAAAUAUUAAAAUACAGUAGUCAAUUAAACAUUAAAAGCUUCCCUAAACAGGGCUGUCUUCAGAUGUCUUCUAAAAGUCUGGUAGUUGUUUUUCUCUUUGACAUCUGGUGGGAGGGCGUUCCACAGGGCGGGUGCCACCACCGCCAGAAGGCCCUCGGAGCUGGACCUCAGUGUCCAGGCAGAAUGAUGGGGGUGGAGACACUCCUUCAGGUAUACUGGACCUAGGCCGUUUAGGGCUUUAAAGGUCAGCACCAACACUUUGAAUUGUGCCCAGAAACGUACUGGGAGCCAAUGUAGGCCUUUCAAGACCGGUGUUAUGUGGUCUCGGCGGCCGCUCCCAGUCACCAGUCUAGCUGCCUCAUUCUGGAUUUAGCUGUAGUUUUAGCAGUGAAGAAAAAAACCUGGUAUGGAUUUGUCCAAGGUCGCACAGGGUUGAACUAUCUCUUCUGGGAUUGGGAUACAAAUGUUUUUAGACCAUAAAGCUGUAACGUUACUUGACAGCAUGCUAUGACAAAUCUUCUGGGCAUUUUGAUGUAUAACCUAUGUCGUUUGACCUGCAAUAUGAGUUACAGCUUCUAGAGCUACACUGAAUCAUGUUGACUUGUGCUCUCCCCCCUCCUUUGCAUUCUGCUUAAUUCUAAGCACAGUGGUUUGUAUGUCAUUUCUGAGAUGAUCUGCAUUUGAAAGUACAGCUACUAAUGGCCCUUUCAAGUUAGAAAACAAACAAAAACGCUUAUCUGAGUACUGAACUUGUCGUUGUCCAUCUUGGAACUGAGAGUAAACAACAGAACGAAGUUCUGCCAAUGCUACUGACAUGAGAGAGUUGUAUUUGAUGUAGAUGUACAGAAACAAAAGUCAAGAACUAAAGCCUAAUCUAGCAUUUUAUCUUGGGUAUAUUAAAAUGGGGCCAGGACGUCACAUGCUUCUUGAUAGAGAAGCGAGGGAGGGGGGAGUUUGAGAAUAUAUAUCUUAAUAUAAACUUCCAUGAGGGUGUAAGUUUCAGAGAAACCCAUAGAACCAGAUGUAUUGGCCUUCGUCAUGUCAGAAACCCUCUUGCUGAAAUAGUUUCUUAUUUUGCUUUCUAUUUAAAGCUAUUUUGAAUCCUGCUUUAUUUUUAAAAAAAAAAACAGUAGGUUGGGUCCAAAUUUAAAACAAUUCUUGCACAAAUCCCCCUGUACCCAUUUGUCUGAAAUUUGGCAGGAUCCAUCCCCUCAAAAGGGACGGCUUUGUCUGCCAAUAAAUAUAAGAGGUUCGGAUUUAUUUAUUUAUUAAAAAACCCCACUUUAUUAGGUUUUAAAAACUCCUUGCACAAACCCCACCCCCCAACAACUAAGUGCCUGAAAUUUGCCAGGCAUCAAACUCUCCGAUGAGGUUGCUGUGCCUGAAAAGAUAUUUAAAAAUAAGUAAAUAAAAAUGUGAUAGCCGUUUGUUGACUUUUCCUGUUGGGAAAGACAUCUGCAUUGACUCUUGGCUGAGAAUUCUUUCGUAGCAUUACAUAUAGGAAUGUUUGUAGCAAAGCUAUGGUUACAUCAGCGGCGGAGCAUAUGAAUGCGCUGCCCAGGGCAGGCAUGCUCCCGAGAGGGGCGGGACGCUGACGGUGCCCUUCCAGGUGCGGGAUAGCCGCUCGGGUGCACGGAGCGGCACGUGCGCUGUAGCCAGGAGCGGAGCGAGCCAUCCAUGGGGGCAGAGCAAGCUGCUGAUGGCGGACAUUCGGCGUGCCACCCACCUGCAACUCAAGCCUCCACCAGCUGUCAAAAUGAAGGUGGAAGGGUGGAAUGCAGCUGGCAAAGUGGCGCAGCUCCUCCCCCUUCAAAUGUCACUCCCCUCAGCGAAGACACCCGGGUUGGUCCACCCCCACUGCGCCCCCUUCCUGUGCCCCUGGGUUAAAAGGUAAAGGGACCCCUGACCGUUAGGUCCAGUUGUGACUGACUCUGGGGUUGCAGUGCUCAUCUCGCCAAAGGAGCCGGCGUACAGCUUCCGGGUCAUGUGUCCGGCAUGACCAAGCCGCUUCUGGCGAACCAGAGCAGCGGAUGGAAAUGCCGUUUACCUUCCCGCCAGAGCAGUACCUAUUUAUCUACUUGCAGUCUGAUGUGCUUUCGAACUGCUAGGUUGGCAGGAGCAGGGACCGAGCAACGGGAGCUCACCCUGUCGCGGGGAUUUGAACCGCCAGCCUUUUGAUCAGCAAGUCCUAGGCUCUGUGGUUUAACCCACAGCGCCACCCGCGUCCCAAUGCCCCUGGGUUACAUACAUGCAAAAAUAACCUUGUUUCGUAAAGUCCUUCCACAGAAGGUGCAAUGAGUAACAUUUGCCACCAGGGGUUGAUUCUUCUCCCGUGUCUUGCUAGUUUUCAAAAAGCUGUGUCAAAAAGCUAGAUUUCCCAUAUCUUCUAGUGAAAACCCACUUCCAUCUUUGCUAUCUGAUAUAGCCAGUCAAAGUAAGCUGGGAAAGUCCUUGCUGGGAUUCUAGCACCCGAUCAUAUAAACUGCCAUCCAGGAAGAAACUGGAAUGGAUAAUAAGUUGUUGAGCUUUUUUGCCUGUUUAUUUUUCAGGAAAAUUGCCAAAAACAACACUGCCGACAUGGGUUGAUAUGCGUCCGGAUUUUCCCGGACAUUUUUAGCAGUUUCCGCCCAGCCACUGCUUCUGGCUGCAGUAUUCCAGGUAUGUCCGGGAAAUUCCGGAUGUAUGGCAACCCUAUUAAAUCUCAAAAUUACCCUCAAAUUUUAAGAGAUGAUAUAGGUUUUGGGGGUUAGUUUGGAUGAUGCCUAUGGAUCCCAACCAUGCCUGUGGUUUUGCAUGCAUGCAACUAUGUAUUCAACAUCCAAUGUAUAUAUAAAUUUGGUUCAAAGCCUUCUAUGAGCCAGAAGUACACUUAAUCCAUUUGCGGGGUGAUGAGACUGACUGAUACCCUUGCAUUCUCCUUGAUGAUGAUCUCUGUGUACUACUGCAAGAUAAAAACAUAUUAUCCUAGACUCGAUGAAUAUCCAAGCUUUGGAACUGAGCCUCAGUCAGGAGUUCUGAAACUUUACCAUAGCAAAUCACCCCUGGGGGAGGUGGGAAUAUCAAGAAAUAGUGUCUCUCCCAAAGGUAUGGACAUUUCCCAUUUCCAACAGACUCAAGCAGGAAAUAGUUUGUAUCUGCUGUGUGGGCAGCCGAAGCCGCCUCACUUCCUUGUUUUCGAGAACAAGACCAUCUCAUGGGACAGGCCUGUGUCAGAAAGAGCCAAGGGCAAUGUCAUGUUUCCCAGGCCAGGCGCUCAAACCUACCUUCUCAGGGAAGGCUAAGUUGUUUCCAACAUCCAUUGCAUAAUAGCAGAAUUAACCUAUCUUUUGGUAGCAGCUGAACUGGGGAAAGCAGGAUGGUAACAUUUGCAUGUUGAGGUCCCCAAGCCACCCCCCAAAGAAAUCACAAUUCACACAGAAUUUUUGUUUAACGUUUUUGGCAUAAUUUUGGCCACAACUUUAUUAAAAUGCAUAAUGUGAGUGGUUGCUUAGGCACUGGUUACAACUAUCUGUUCCUGCCCAGGGACAGAACUGACUUCCGCCACCCUGCGAAAGUCAGUAAGGGAAAACAUUAUGGGGAGAGAAUGGAGCUGGGCGACAGGCUCUCCCCUCUCCCCGAAUGCUCCCAGGGGCUUGCGUGGCCCAAGCCCCUUGCCAGGGAUUCGGACAAAAGCAUGGCAAACCCCUGGAUUCCUUUAAUGGAAUUCCCUUGCAGCAGCAGCAUUGGAGGGGCAGGCACAGACAACCCAGACCCCUCCACCAACCAAUUUUUUAACCAAUGCCUAACCGCAACCUUACAAGCUGUGACGAUUUGCUACGUAGUAGGCAAAAACCAAAUGGCACCAGCCAAUCUGCCAGAUGGACAAAAUUCCUACCGGGCCCCUGCCCCAAAGCAGACGACCCCAUGACAGGCAUAGCAAGGUCAAACGCAACAGCCCUAAAUUAGGGAAGGUAGGCGGGCGAUCCAAUGUGCGGAGUGAAAAGAGGAAGCUCAACGUUGUGUGUGAGGAAUAUAUAACGUUCGGGUUAUCCAGCAAUUUGGUAACAUCAAAAUCUCCCUUACAACCCAGAAUAGCCCAGUCACAGUCAUGGCCAUCUAGACAAUCCCGCCCAGCAACCAAAAGGGGGUGUUCUGCUAGAUCCCCACCGCAACACGUGCUCUCCAUGAAGGAGGACACACUGUUCAAAGAAUGUUAAGAAACUUCAGGCUGUGUGUGUGAGAGAGUGCGCACAUGCACACACACACACACAGAGGGUUGGAUUAACACGGGUGGCGCUGUGGGUUAAACCACAUAGCCUAGGGCUUGCCGAUCAGAAGGUUGGCGGUUCGAAUCCCCGCGACGGGGUGAGCUCCCAUUGCUCUGUCCCUGCUCCUGCCCACCUAGCAGUUUGAAAGCACGUCAAAGUGCAACUAGAUAAAUAGGUACCGCUCCAGCGGGAAGGUAAACAGCGUUUCCGUGCGCUGCUCUGGUUCGCCAGAAGCGGCUUAGGCAUGCUGGCCACAUGACCCGGAAGCUGGCUCCCUCGGCCAAUAAAGCAAGAUGAGCACAGCAACCCCAGAGUCGGUCACGACUGGACCUAAUGGUCAGGGGUCCCUUUACCUUUACCUUUUAUAUAUAUCUACCUUACUUUCCCGUCUAUAAGACACCCCCAUGUAUAAGAUGCCCCCAAUUUUUGGAGACUGGAAUUUAAGAAAAGGGGGGGAGAUGGCACAAAGUUGUUGAAAUUUUUGGGGAGAGAAUUCAGCAGAGUUGUUGAGCUUUUGGGGGGAGGGGGAUUACCAAGGGUUAUUGAGCUUUCUUUAGAGGGGAACAAUGAAAACCGCGCACACGCACGCGUUGCAAAAUCCACCUCCCGUCUGUCCCCUCGCUGACAGAAGCUGCCAAUUGCCUGCCCAAUUACUGCAGCAUCACCCAGUCAACACCACCCAUUGACACAGCAACCAAUAACAUGCACAAUAGCCUCUGACAGCCACGACAGCAACCAAUCAAACGUCCACCCUAUGCACUACCCAGGUAUAAGAUGACCCCAACUUUUAGCAUGAUUUCUAAGGGAAAAAAACAUAGUCUUAUACACGGAAAAGUAUGGUAAUUCAAAAUAUAAACAACAAUAAUAAUAAACAAAAUAUUAUUUUUCUGAAAUGAAACAAAACAUACAAGAAGAUGGAAAAUGAUGUUUAUUUUUCUAUAUUUGUAUAAAUAAUAUAUAUAAUAUAAUAUUUUGUUUUAUAUGUCCUCCUUCCCAAUAUGCUUAUUUUGCUGAAUGGUUUAUCAACACACACACACACACACACACACACACACACACACAGACACUGUAUUUCCCAAAAAUAUAUUGUGCUCAAAGCAAUUCACAGAAAAGAGAGAUCUGUUAUUAUUUCUAUUUAUUAAGCAUCAUCUGCUUGUUAUCCAAAGGUCUCCAAGUGACUUGCACGGGGGGGGGGGGUAUGCAAAUGCGUUAUACCAUAGAAAAAACACCUAGAUUUUUAUACUCGUUUGAGGCAAUACUAUCCACUCUGAGAGCUAAUGAAAGCAAUGUUUUCAUGCUGUGAAGAAAGUUAGUUUAGUUUAUUACGGCCAUAGGCCCACAUUCAAUACAUCAUACAAGAGAACAGGUAUAACAAGAUAAAAUUAAUAAAUUAAAUUACGUUUAAGUCAAGUACAUCUCAAUUCGUAAGUUUCUAAAUUCCAUUAAAAUAAGAACAAUAUAGCGCUUAAAGUAUCAAAUUAUCAGUAUAAAUCAAUAUUAUUUAGGCAAAAUCAAUAAUCAUAGAGUAAUCCAUUUUUCCUUUUAUAGGCUAAUACUGUUAUCAGAAAUCUGGCAACAGAAAGGGACCUACUCGGAUCAGAAUCUUGCAAUAAAUGUAUUAGCUGUGUUUCCAAGGAAUCACCUGAGAUUUCCAAUAACAAAGGAGACAAAAAUCUGCUCCGAGAAACUGAAUGUAGUGAACAGCAGAAUAGUAUAUGUUGUAAAGAUUCUAUAGAUCUAUUAUCACAUACACACACCGCUGAGAUCCGACCAUUGGAAAAUCUAUUAUUCAAGACAUUGGAAGGAAAGGCGUUAAAUCUUGCCUUAAUAAAGGCAUAUCUGUGGGCCGCUACAGACAAAGAGGUCAAAUAAGAUGGUAUCUGCUGUGAGGGCACUAUGCCAAGAUUUAAUGGUGAGCAAGUGCCACUACCCAAAAUGGUGUUUUGUUGUAGGUCAAUCUCCUCAAGUUUUUGAGUGAGGGUUUUUUUGCUGUGGCUAGGUCCAAUUCCAAUAAUUCUGAUGGAGACAAUCCAUAGGUCACUACUUUGGAAUGGAUCUCUUUUGCCCCUAGGACGGGAAAAUUAUCUCUCCAGAGGCAUUGGAUCAAAUACAGAUUCGGGAGCCUAUGCCUUAAGGACAACCAGUAACAAAGGCUGCGCCUCCAAAGAGUAUUUUCUAAAGAUGUAGUUUUUAAUUCUAUGCUGUGAAGAAAGUAUUUUUAGCACAUAAUUUCAAUAAACCUUUAAAUAGCAAUGGACAUGCUCUCAGGAAGUGCCCAUGACUUGUUUUUUUAAAAAAAUAUUAUAAUGAUCUUGGGACACAAUAGAUAUUUAACAGCUUUUCGGGUAGGUGCGGGGGAGAGGAAAAAAAAUAUCUGUAGAUAGAGAACAUUCUGUGUCCUUUCUAUUGUUCAGUCCAAACAAAAAAGCAGACUAAAGGGUAAAGCUGUCUUUUUUACUCAAAUUGGUUCUGUGCAGCAGUUGAGCUUGUCUUUCCCAGACGUUUAGACGAGGGGUUACAUCCAGCUCUCUGUUUUCUGGAGCUCUGUGGGUGCAAUAAGACUUCCAUUUCCCCUCCUCCUUUCUGCCUAUCCCGAAGUGAACUUUAGGGUUUUUUGUACAUGUUUAUUUUUCUAUCCAAAGGCCAGGACAAACUUCUAGCAAUGGUAUUAAUACAGUGGUACCUCGGGUUAUGUACUUAAUUCAUUCUGGAGGUCCGUUCUUAAACCUGAAACUGUUCUUAACUUGAAGCACCACUUUAGCUAAUGGGGCCUCCUGCUGCUGCCGUGCCGCCGGAGCACGAUUUCGGUUCUCAUCCUGAAGCAAAAUUCUUAACCCGAGGUAAUAUUUCUGGGUUAGCGGAGUCUGUAACCUGAAGCAUAUGUAACCUGGAGCGUAUGUAACCCGAGGUACCACUGUACAGUGGUACCUCGGGAUGCGAAUGGGAUCCGUUUCGGAGACCCGUUCGCAUCCUGAACAGAACGCAAGACGCAACGGCGUGUUUGCGUGUGCACGGGUCGCGUUUCGCCGCUUCCGCGCAUGCGCGUGACAUCAUUUUGAGCGUCUGCGCGAGCAGCGAAACCCGGAAGUAAUGCAUUCCAUUACUUCCGGGUUGCCGUGGAGCACAACUCGAAUGCGCUCAACCCGAAGCGCAUUCAACUCGAGGUAUGACUGUACAGUCAUACCUUGGAAGUCGAACGGAAUCCGUUCUGGAAAUCAGUUCAACUUCCAAAACGUUUGGAAACCAAAGCACGGCUUCCGAAUGGCUGCAGGAAACUCCUGCAGCCAAUCAGAAGCCCCACCAGAUGUUAGGCUUCCAAAAGCAGUUCGCAAACUGGAACAGUCACUUCCGGGUUUGCAGCAUUCAGGAACCAAAACGUCCGGGAACUAAACUGUUCGAAAACCAAGAUAUGACUGUAAUGUAAUUUUAAAGCUUCCAUUUCUCUUCCAUAAAGUGCUGAAAUCUGGAAGUGAGCAACUUUUGAAUGAGCUGUUGUGGUCCAGCAUAUCUGAAGGUUACCGGGUUGGGAGAAACUGCUUUAUACGGGGAGGGGGAACCUGAAUUUUUUCCAAAGGGCAUAUGGUCCCAGAACCCAGGUUUCUAAGAACCCAGGUCCUAAAGACUUGAUCCAACAAGUGGCAAGCGGAAUCAAACUAAUCUUUCUGGUCCUCUGUUCCUGAUUUCCCAGUACAGUCGUACCUUGGUUUUCGAACAGCCUAGUUCUCGAACAUUUUGGCUCCUGAACACCGCAAACCCAGAAGUGAUUUUUCUGGUUUGCAAACUAUUUUUGGAAGCUGAACAUCCGAUGGGGCUUCCGUGGCUUCUGAUUGGCUGGAGGAACUUCCUCCAGCCGAUCGGAAGCUGUGCUUUGGUUUUCAAACAUUUUCAAAAACCUGUUCUACUUCCAAGGUACGGCUGCACACUACAUUCAGCAAUGAAUGUGGUCAAAAUAUUCUUCUCGAAUUCCAAGGGUGUGGGUAUUCCACAUCUCUCAAUUUCUGCACACUGUCACAUCUGAUUGCAAGGAAGGAAGAAAUGAUUACAGCUGUCUUCUGCAGUAACCUGAAGGCUUUGUCAAUCCCACAGAGGAUACCGUGAACCAGGUAGAAAAGAACGCAUCUGGGAAAGCAAACAAACUAUACUUAACAUUCUCCACACAUACAUUCCCAUAAUCAUUUCACAUGCUCAAGUUCCAUAUUGUUUGAAAGAUGGAGAACUGGAUCAGAGAAGGGGUUUUUUCCCCCCAUUUAAAAAUGCAUUAAAGUCCCUGAACACAUGAGAUUGAUUAGGUGAAGUCCAUUUGCCUGAUUUUGUUUCCAAGGGAAAUGUGAAGCGAUUAUGGUGAAUUCCUGCAGAGCAGCAUUCAUCUAAAAUUCUUCUCAGGCUCAUUUAUCUCCAAACAGCUGCUAAAUGGAUAUACCUGGAAUGAAGCCACAUUAAACAGCAGCUCUUAAGAAACAGCAUCAUUUCCUUUUCUUCAGGGCUAGCAAUUUUUAUUUUUUAUUUUUAUUUUUAAAAAUACACUCGAACGCUGCAAAGAAAUUGGUUGAAACAUAUUCUAUUUUAAGACACACCACAUCACCCUCAUGUUGUUGUAGGGUUCUAACUGAUAUGGCAGGUUCAAAAGUUUGACUAAACGUUCGUGAAAUAAGCUUACUUUAUUUAUAUUGCUCAUAAAGGAAUUUAAGACUCUCUGGCUAAGGUCUUGUGAGCAUAUUACAUUUUUGCAGUGAUUGACUAUGUGAUAAAUAGCAUUUUCCCUGGGGGUCAUUGCCAUCCUUUCCCUAAAUAAAGAUGGGUUGCGGUUUCUUCCGGGAGGGGGGAUUUUUGCUUGGUUUCAGUGAAUUGCUUCCAGAUUCUAAUUAGGACCAAACCAAACCAAAUAACUUUAUCGUACUAGCCAUUGGCCUUGACAAAUCUGAAUCAAAAAUAAAUGCACGUAAAGAGAUGCAGCACCACAAAUAAUAGUCUCUGUUUAGAUCUCUGCGUCUCCCUUACAGUUUAAUUAGGACAAAAGGUAUGUUUCCUUGAAGAAGAAAAACAGUUACUUCUUGGUAGAGCUACAAGAUGCAAACUCUGAAUCAGAGGUUUGUAAUUGCACCAAAGGGACGUGGGUGGCGCUGUGGGUUAAACCACAGAGCCGAGGACUUGCUGAUCAGAAGGUCGGCGGUUCAAAUCCCCACGACGGGGUGAGCUCCUGUUGCUCGGUCCCUGCUCCUGCCAACCUAUCAGUUCGAAAGCAUGUAAAGUGCAAGUAGAUAAAUAGGUACCACUCCGGCGGGAAGGUAAACGGUGUUUCCGUGCACUGCUCUGGUUCGCCAGAAGCGGCUUAGUCAUGCUGGCCACAUGACCCGGAAGCUGUACACCGGCUCCCUCAGCCAAUAAAGUGAGAUGAGCGCCACAACCCCAGAGUCGGCUACGACUGGAUCUAAUGGUCAGGGGUCCCUUUACCCUUUACCUUUUAAUUGCACCAAAAUACAUAGGGACUUAAGGUGAAAUUCAACUAAAUUUUCUCACUACCACAAGGAUUAGUGCUGGAACAAGAGGAUUUUCCCACCCUCUCCUCCCACCAUGGGUGCCUUCCAAAUCUGCCCCAAAGAGUCCGGUGAACCCCCAGAACAGAUAUAGGGGUACAAAGGGAGAGGAGAGAGGUAGAACAUUACAUUGUGCAAGAAACAAAUCCUUGUGCUGACGGAACGUUCACCUUAGCACUAUAUUGAAUUAUAGCCCUUAAUUUAAUCCAGUUCCACUAAAGGCUUGCAUUAUUAGAUCAGAUCAGUACAUCAGGCAAGCUGCAGGUUGAAGGAAUCAGCAAAUACAUGAGAAGUUAAAUGCAUGGCUAAGCAUGAGCUAAGAGGUUGAGCCAACAAGUGGCAUGUCCCUGCAGCUUCCUUUUGAAGAGUGGGGCAGAAACAGCUCCUUGCAUGGCAAGCAGCUGGUGUCCUAAGACUGGGUAAGCAGACAUGCCCUCCUUUCUCUGUGGGGCAUACCAGGAGAGGCGGUCCCGUAGGUACAAGGGUCCUAGGCCGUAUAGGGCUUUAAAGGUUAAAACCAGCACCUUAAACCUGCUCCUGUACUCCACCGGGAGCCAGUGCAGCUGGUAUAGCACCGGGUGAAUGUGAUCUCGCAGCGAAGACCUCGUAAGGAGUCUCGCUGCAGCAUUCUGCACCCGCUGGAGUUUCUAGGUCAGUCUCAAGGGCAGCCCCACGUAGAGCGAGUUACAAUAAUCCAGUCUGGAGGUGACCGUCACGUGGAUCACAGUGGCCUUUCCACAGUCAAUAUCCUAUCCAAAAUAUAGCUGGAAGUGAGUUGGAACAUGGUGGUGCUAUGGGCACAACACUGCAAACGUGAGAUGAUGGGUGCUGCAAACAGCUCUUACUUCCCUUUGACAGCCCUUAAGAUAUUUGAAGAUGGGGUUCCAAUUAACAUUUGCAAAAAAGCCUGAAGCAUUUUUGUUAGGGAUUGUAGGGAAAGACCUGCCAAGGAAAUUGAAAAACAUCUUUAUGUAUGCAACAACAACGGCGGCAAGAGUCUUAAUAGCACAAGGAUGGAAGAAUGAAGAAAUCCCGACCAAAGAACUGUGGCAAGAGAAACUGAUGGACUAUGUGGAAUUGGCGAAGUUGACACAUAAACUAUGUGAUAAGGACAACUGUGACUUUAAAGAAGAAUGGGAACCUUUUACAAAGUACUUAAAGAAACAACAAAAUGAAUUGGACUCCUUGGCAGGUUUUGAAUAAACACUCACAAACUUUUUAUUGGUAACAUAUAGAUAAAUAAAUUAAGGAUCUUUACAAUUUUAUAACAUGCAGAGAAUAACAUGUGCUGAAAAACCAGAGAGAGGAGCUGAGGGAAGUCCGGGGGGGCGCGAGAGGGUGGGUUUUUCUUUUUGGGGGAUGGGGGAGGGAAAAGGGGGAGAAAAAAUGAGGAAGAUGUGUUUUUGAUGAACUGUUAUGUUGAAAUUCCUAAUAAAAAUAUUCCCCCAAAAAAGAUAUUUGAAGAUGGCUAUCAAAUCAUAUCAUAUCGAAGGCUGAUCGCCGAAGAAUGGAUGCUUUUGAAUUAUAGUGCUGGAGGAGACUCUUGAGAGUCCCAUGGACUGCAAGAAGAACAAACCUAUCCAUUCUUAAGGCAAUCAGCCCUGAGUGCUCACUGGAAGGACAGAUCUUGAAGCUGAGACUCCAAUACUUUGGCCACCUCAUGAGAAGAGAAGACUCCCUGGAAAAGACCCUGAUGUUGGGCAAGAUGGAGGGCACAAAGAGAAGGGGACGACAGAGGAUGAGAUGGUUGGAUGGUGUCCUCAAAGCUACCAGCAUGAGUUUGACCAAACUGCGGGAGGCAGUGGAGGACAGGAGUGCCUGGCGUGCUCUGGUCCAUGGGGUCGCGAAGAGUCAGACAUGAGUAAACGACUAAACAACAAUCAUAUCUCCUCUCAGUCUCCUCUUUUCCAGGCUAAACACACUCAGCUCCUUCGAGUGUUCCUCCUAAGGCUUAGUUUCCAGACCCUUGAUCAUUUGGUUGCCUUCCUCUGCACACGUUCUGGAAACAUUUGCAAUUUUUGAAACUAAAUUAUCUGCCUGUCUUUUCUUGCUGCUGUAUAGAAAAGCACGUGAAGCUGACCUUUGAAGAGAUGGUUGAGUAAGCCAUUUAAAACUUACUAAACGUGUGGUGUCUUUCUAGGCUAACAGAAGUGGGUAACUUUGGAAGAAACACAGAAGGGGAUAUUUUAAAGGUCUAGCGCUCUAUAUUUCCAGGCUUGGCUUUGCUGCAUGUUUUCUGAUUUAAAAAUCUCUGCUGGGGUUCUCAAGAGUACUUGCUCCAAACCUGGAUCUAGGCAUCCUUUUAUUCUUUAACCAAACUAUCAAAACCCAACCAGGCAGACAACUGACUUAAGAUAAAAGGCAAAGUUAAGCACUAGCAAAUUGGGCAUUGGAGAAACCUCAGUGUGUCCUGCUUUCUGGAACCCACAAUGGUAGCUUAAUUCAAGGAGCUAGAAAAUGCGUACCACAAACCACUUCAUUUAGGACAGGCAAUGUUCCAACAGUAUCCCAGCUCUCUCGAUUCCAGUGCCAAUUCUCUAUUCUUAUUCCUGUUGUCUCCAUUGCAUUCUCCUAUCCCAUCCAAAUACUUGUCAUUUGAUUUUAUUUCCUCUAUCCUUUGACUAUACUUCCUCAACAAGUCCCAUUUCCAACAAUCGUCCGCUUCCAAUGUAACAUUUUGUACUCACUCACUCACUGAUCGAUUGGCUUUUGUAUCUCCCUUCCCAUCAAAAUGGUCCUGAAGAGCUUUUAGGAGGCUUUUAAAAGGAAUGACACAGGCACCAAAUACACGGAGAUGUCACAAGGGAACAUUUCCCCAUUGGAUUCAUACCUGUGACCUUAGAUUUCAGUCAGGCUCUGCCCUUUGAUACACACCAAAGCAGCUCAAAAUGUAAGUGGUCGAUGGAUGUGGUGGUAUGAUCAGAACAAAUAGUGAACUUACAAAACCAAGGCUGAAGAGGAUUUGUGUAUGUGUUUAAUAAUAAUAAUAAUAAUAAUAAUAAUAAUAAUAAUAAUUUAUUAUUUAUACCCCGCCCAUCUGGCUGGGUUUCCCCAGCCACCCUGGGUGGCUUCCAACAGAAUAUUAAAAUACAAUAACCUAUUAAACAUUAAAAGCUUCCCUAAACAGGGCUGCCUUUAGAUGUCUUCUAAAAGUUUGGUAGUUAUUUUUCUCUUUGACAUCUGGUGGGAGGGCGUUCCACAGGGCGGGUGCCACUACCGAGAAGGCCUUCUGCCUGGUUCCCUUUAACUUGGCUUCUCGCAGCGAGGGAACCACCAGAAGGCCCUUGGUGCUGGACCUCAGUGACCGGGCUGAACAAUGGGGGUGGAGACGCUCCUUCAGAUAUACUGGACCGAGGCCAUUUAGGGCUUUAAAGGUCAGCAUCAACACUUUGAAUUGUGCUCGGAAACGUACUGGGAGCCAAUGUAUGUCUUUCAAGACUGGUGUUAUGGUCUCGGUGGUAACUUUGGAAGAAGUUUAGGACUCCCCCUUCCCUGAUCUGAUUUGGGGCCUAAUCUGGGAUUUCCUGCUGGGAACAGAUGUGUGCAGCCAAAGCACAGUGUGCAGCUAUUUGAAAGUCCUUUUGUAAACUGCCUCUCCUUCUCCCCCACCCACCAUCCCACCGCACCCGACGGUGAGCCUGGGCUGUCUCAAUCCAACUCAACUGAAGCCUGAUUCCACCUGAAUCAGCUCAAUUCUGUUCAGAGCCAGUGUAUAGUGGUUAAGAGCAGUGGACUCAUAAUCUGGUGAACCAGGUUCGCGCCUCCGCUCCUCCACAUGCAGCUGCUGGGUGACCUUGGGCUAGUCAUACAUCUCUGAAGUCUCUCAGCCCCACUCACCUCACAGAGUGUUUGUUGUGGGGGAGGAAGGGAAAGGAGAAUGUUAGCCGCUUUGAGACUCCUUCAGGUAAUGAUAAAGCGGGAUAUCAAAUCCAAACUCCUCCUCUUCUUCUUCUUCUUCUUCUUCUUCUUCUUCUUCUUCUUCUUCUGGUGCACAACCAGUGCUAUUUUUCUAGAAAAAGAGGUGCCUGCACUCACCAUGAACUUCUCCCUUGCUCUCUUAUAAUAGCAAUGGCUGAGAGGUGCCAGAAUUGAUUUCCGGUGAGUUCCAGCUGGAAAAAAACCCCUGUGCACAACCCUAGAUUUAUUUGCCCAAUGCUCUGAACCCUGCUUUCGUUAAAGUUGCAAUCAUGUUAAGUAUCCUGGUGGAGAAAGAGGAAGAAAAGAGAAUGGAGAAUAAUUUGGGGGCUUGAAACACUCCUCUCUUUUGAGGUGGGUUUUUGUGAGCCCCCAAGGCUCUUAUCUGAACUAACAGAAUUUCUCUGGGACCCUACAAUUAGCUAGGUUACUUAAUAUAACACCAUGCUGCUAGAUGGAGCCAUGCGGUAUUCCGAAACACCCUAAAGAAAAAGCAAGCUUUUUAAAAGGUGAGUUGCCGGAGCUCUUCUGCAGCUUCCCAUUAAUCUGCUGCUUGGGUGGGCUUCUGGAGAGGACAUUACGAAAUGGCAAAUAUAUGCGGAAGGACAUAUUGAGGAAUAACCUUGCAGAAGGAAGGGACCUUGCAGUUCUGUGGGAAUUAGCUGCUUGACCAUCUAGUCAAGUCCAAUGCAAUUAAACUGAAGCGAUUUUAGAGAUUUAACUAGUUUUUACUAUAGGGCACUGUAUCUUGAAAGCCGCUUACAGAAUAUUGUAGUUAAGCAGUAUAUAAAUUGCUCAGCCAAACAAACAAACAAGCAAACAAACAAACAAACAGCUAGCUAGCUAGCACAGUUCCUCCUCUAUGCAUGCUGGCUGAACUUGUAUAGCAACCAUAGUGGAGAUGGUCAGGACCACAGUUUCCUGCUCACCUCUAUGCUUCUUUACAUUACGUGCGUAGAAAGGUGCUCUGUACUCACGAAUACCAUUACGUCUUGCAGUUCCACCCCCUCUUCUGUUACUUCCUGUGGAGACGAGGAGACAACCAGAACAAAAUUCCUUUUUGAAAGGUGAUGGGAAAAAGAGCAUUUUAUUUGAGAUGGGAGAUCCCAAAGUGGUGACUUAGCAGGAAAAUGAAUGGGCGUGAUUAAUGAGUUGAAACAUCAUUUGUGCUGUACAAUGGCCCAGCGUGUCCACGCAGUAACACUCCCCCCAAAGGAGCCCUUUAGACAAAUUCACACACUUUGCAGCCUCUGAUGCAGUGAUGCAUUCUGCUGGAACUGGUCACACAGUGGAUUUUUUCAGCCGUGCUGUCAGUGUGCCCGAAAUCUGCGCAGCCUUCCCAGAAUUCAGCGUCCCUAACACGGUCAGCUUGGCCUCUGGCAAGGGUCUACUGUGGAGUAAAAGUCAGAGACUAGCAGUGCAUUGGCUUUGCUCUGAGGCUACUGUUUCAACAACAACAACAGGCUAAAAUAGCAGCUUUGCACAUGGUGUUUGUGCUGCCCCUAUUGGCCCCUUGAGAUAUUUCAGUAAAUGCAAGGAGCGAUGCUAAACUCAAUGGAGGCAGCAGAAAAGUGCCAAGAAUUGGAGAAACUUUUUGUUCUGGUGUGUGUGUGUGUGUAUGUUUUGAAAAAUCUAUUGUAGCUAUUUCUGAUUUUUAAAAAAGCAAAAACAUUUAAAUGGGUUCCUUUAGUUCAGGGAUGACUAAACCGCGGCCCUUCAGAUGCGACUGAACUCCAGCUUCCAUUAGCCCCAUUCAGCAUAGCUGAUGGUCAGAGGAGAUGUGGUCCAUGCUUUUUAACCACCAGCUUAAAACAAUAUAAAGAUGAUCAACGCUGGCUGAAUCAAACCAGAUUCACACCGUUUUAACAGCAGCAGCUGGACCGAUUUGAGGCAAAGGUUUACAGGGACCCAAAAGGCAAGAGGUGGGAGGAAUGGAAGAGGAGAAGAAGCAUGGUGCUGAUAAUGCCCGGGUUGCAGGAUCAAUGCAUAUUCUGCAUUGCAGGGGGUUGGAUUGGACCAGGCUUCUUCAACCUCGGCCCUCCAGAUGUUUCUGGCCUACAACUCCCAUGAUGCCUAGCUAGCAGGACCAGUGGUCAGGGAUGAUGAGAAUUGUAGACUCAAAACAUCUGGAGGGACGAGGUUGAGGAAGCCUGGAUUGGACUCUACAAAAUGAGGAUGCGGGAAUAAUGAGAGGAGAAGUUGGAAGAGGAAGUUCCAGGUUCAAUUUCUGGCACUUUCAGUUUAAAAAGGAAGCAGGUAUCAGGGGCUGGGAGAGACCCUCUCGGCCUGAGACUCUAUUAUCUAGCAGUCAAGAUAAGCAAUACUGAGCUAUAUGAACAAAUCGCCAGACCUGCUAUGAGGCCAGUUUGCAUGUUUCUGUGACAUAUUAAGCCAAUGUUGCUUUUCCAUUAGAUGGAGGUGCCACACAAUCCUAAUACUUUUCUCAUGUUCAAUGCAGUUUAUGAGCAUCAGAAGAUUCCUGCUUCUUCAGGCCAAAUGUCCAGCAUCAGGAUCUCACCAUGGUCAGCCAAAUACCCAUGGGAAGGCCAAAAGCAGAACAGAACUUUCCCUGGUUGUGCCGUCCCAGAAGCUGGUACUCAAGAAGGCUACUUGCAACCUUCUUCCCUGAAUUUGUCUAAUCUUCUUUUAAAGCCAGCCAAGUUGGUGGACAUCACUGUCUCCUGUGGGAGCAGAUUUCAUCAUGUCACACUAUCUGCUGUGUGAAGAAGCAAUUCCACCAUGCAUAAUUUUACACAUCCCUAUCCGGUCUCCUUUUACUUUACUUUCCUCUAAACUAAAAAGCCUCCGAUUGUGGCUACUUUUCCUUAUAGAAGAGAUCUUUAUAGAAGAGAUCCUUAUAGAAGAGAUCUUGAUCUUUCCGAUUGCUCCCUUUUCGAACCUUUCUCAGCUCUACAAUAUGCUUUUCGGGGAGGGGUGAGCAGAUCUCUACACAGUACUCCAGAUGUGGUGGCACCAUAGAAUUUCAUAGUGACGUUAUGAUACCAACAGUUUUAUUUUCAAUUCCUUUUCUGUGCCCCUGAAGGACCAGGUGUGCAGCCUGGGAAUCAUUUUGGACUCACAGCUGUCCAUGAAGGCGCAGGUCAAUUCUGUGUCCAGGACAGCUGUUUACCAGCUCCACCUGGUACACAGGCUGAGACCCUACCUGCCCGCAGACUGUGUCACCAAAGUGGUCUACUUAGAAACUAGAAACUAAUCCAGAAUGUGGCUGCCAGACUGGUGACUGGCAGUAGCCACUGGGACGAUAUAACACCAGUCCUGAAAGACCUACAUUGGCUCCCAGUACAUUUCUGAGCACAAUUCAAAGUGUUGGUGCCGACCUUUAAAGCCCUAAACGACCUCGGCCCAGUAUACCUGAAGGAGCGUCUCCACCCCCAUCGUUCAGCCCAGACACUGAGGUCCAGCUCCGAGGGCCUUCUGGCAGUUCCCUCACCACGAGAAGCGAGGUUACGGGGAACCAGGCAGAGGGCCUUCUUGGUAGUGGCACCAGUCCUGUGGAACGCCCUCCCAUCAUAUGUCAAGGAGAUAAACAACUAUCUGACUUUUAGAAGACAUCUGAAGGAAGCCCUGUUUAGGGAAGUUUUUAAUGUUUGAUGUUUUGUCACUUGAUGAUGAUGAUGGGAGCCACCCAGAGUGGCUGGGGAAACUCAGCCAGAUGGGGGUAUCAAUAAGUUGUUGUUGUUGUUAUUCCUAAUGGUCCAUGCCUUUAUCAAGUUAGCCCCUGUGACCUGUUCCUGGUCUCAUUCCUGGGUAGUUCAGAGGAGCAUAUCUGUGAAAUUACGGGCACAUUUGUUUGACCCAUAUUUUGAUCGUGCUGCGUACCAGUUACCAUUCCCCCACCCGCUGUCCGAGAGCUUCUCUGAGAGAGCUUCUCUUUUGCCUUGCGAAAACCUGACACUACCUGUCGAAUCAGAUCCUAUCAGAUGCAUGGGAUUUUGCCUUGCUGCACUUCAGUUCAAGGGCGCAAGAUUGGACUUUUGCAAGGCACAGCCAGAGAGCAAAAUAGAAAGCCCUUGGGCCUGGGGGAAUUUGCUGGUACAGAAUGUCAUCAAAAUGCAGCUCAAGCGAAAGUGUGGAUGAACCCCAAGAUUCUUUGCUCUGCCAUGCGUCUUGCCUUGACCAUUUUACCUGUUCACAUCUUCUUCGUGCAACUAUCUACUAUCUUCCACAAACUAUGAAUUUGACAAAUUCAUGGAGGAAAGGGCUACCGAAAGCUACUAACCGCAAUGGCUAAGAUCUGCAUCCACAGAUGGAGGCAGCAAUGUUUUUGAAUCUUCUUCUUUGGAGAUCACUCAUAGCCAGGUAAGAUGGUCUUCCAUAAACACAGUCCUAACAGUGAAUCCGUGACUGUGGAGGCUAAUUCUGGAUCCACACGUCCUUCCGCAGUGGGGACAUUGGUUUCCGGGUGGGAGUUGAUCCUGGAUGCUUAACUACAGGUAGAUGGGCUAUGGACUUGAUCCAAAGUGUACGUCUACUUAAGGAUUAACAGCAACCAAUAGUCUCUAAUAAUAAUAGACUCCAUCUUUCCAAGAAUGGACAUAGAAGAAACCACAACAUCCUCUGGCAUUUGUAGCCCCAGCAGGAUGUGGUAGAACAGUGCCUUGCCAACAGAACCUGCUCAAAAUAGUUAAUGUUGCCAACCCUAGGAGAAACUAGAUCAACAUAUGCACAAUUCAUGAUAUGCAUACACUUAAAGCUACUUCAAAAGGAGCAUCUGCACCGCCAUCAUUCUGUCCAGACACUGAGGUCCAGCGCCGAGGGCCUUCUGGUGGUUCCCUUGCUGCGAGAAGCCAAGUUACAGGGAACCAGGCAGAGGGCCUUCUCAGUAAUGGGACCUGCCCUGUGGAACGCCCUCCCACUGGAUGUCAAAGAGAAAAACUACCAGACCUUUAGAAGACAUCUGAAGGCAGCCCUGUUUAGGGAAGCUUUUAAUGUUUAAUAGGUUAUUGUAUUUUAAUGUUCUGUUGGAAGCCGCCCAGAGUGGCUGGGGAAACCCAGCCAGGGUAUAAAAUUAUUAUUAUUAUUAUUAUUAUUAUUAUUAUUAUUAUCUGAAGUUCUUAAAUAUUAAAUAUGCUAGCCUAUAUGCUAACAACUAUCUUUUUCCAUUAAAAAAAAAAAAGGCAAUUGAAAUCCCCUCUCCUGGUUAGUGCUUGCCAGCUCCAACCCCAAAAGGGACUUGGACAAGUGAAUUAACCAGCCAGGAUUGCUCAGUCGGCAGAGCAUGAGACUCUUAAUCUGAAGGUCGUGGGUUCAAGCCCCACUUGGGAUGAAAGAUUCCUGCAUUGCAGGGGGAUGGACUAGAUGACUCUCUGGUGCCUACAGUUCUAUAAUUCCCUGGUUAAGUGUGCAUGGAUUGCUGCCUGAGCUGGGAGAGCCUCGCAGGUAGAAACUUUUCCUUUUUUCACCCAGCCCCGCUGACAUGCAAGGGGGGCUCCCUUCCCAGUCCAUGCGCCUCGGGUCCGACAGCCUUCUGGAAUUGCCACGGAUGGGAAACAAGAGAGUCGAGCGGGAGCGACGGCGGUGAGACAGGCGAGCAGAGGGUGGGCGAGAUGCGAUCCUGGGAGGCGCGUUGGAGGAGGGGAGGCUGGCCGGAGAAGGAAUGUAGACGGAGCGCAGCAGGGAGCAGAAAGGGCUGGGAUGGGGUGUGUGAAACAGGACAUGGAGCGGGGGCGACCUCGCGAGGGAGGAGCCCGAGGAGGGGGCGGGCGGCGGCAGCAGCAGCUUCAGCAUCUCCUCGCAGGCUGCCGGGGAAGUUGGCCGCGCUUGCACGGGACGGCGGGCUCUCCAACAGCGCAGCGCCCGUGGGAUCAAUUGGAUCCACGCUCUGCCCAACAGCCGGGAAGGGGGAAAGGGGACGAUCGGCCGGAAAGAGCGCCGGACUCCGGGUAUAUAAGGCGCUCCGAACGUCCCAGGAUGUGGCGCGCCGGGCAGGGAGCCGCGUCGGAGCGAGGUGAGCGGAGGCGCGCGGGAUGGAACGCCGGGAGACUCCGCGAAGUUUGGGGUGCCGUUUACACGGCAGCGGUCUGUAAUCCGAAUUAGUGUGACCCGCUUGGGGAUGGAACGCCAGGGGACUCUCGGCUGACGCUUGGGGUGCCGUUUACACGUCAGUGUUCUGUCAUCCGAAUUAGUGCGAACCGGUUGGGGAUCGGGAUUUUUUUUGGGGGGGGGAAUCGUGAGUACUAGGGAUCUAGAGGGGGGGAAUGGUUAGCUCAGCAUUGCGCUCCUGCGAUGUGGCAAGGACUGGCCAUCCUUUUCCCGCAGCGCGGUUUGUAUUACCAUUUUGCCUCAGGAGUCUGUAAAAGUUUGCAGCGCUUCCCGGAGGAGAGGAGAUGCCUCUGGAUUCCCACCAUCGUCAACUGCUGGGAGACUUAACUGGCGGUGGUGGUGCGUUGAUGAUACUGUAGUUAUAAUAAUAAACUGCAAAGGGAGAGAAAGCAGGGGCCUCAUCUAAAACUUUUCCUCACCUGCUUUCUGCUGCUUCUGCUCAGUUUGUUCAUUUGACUCGUAAAUGUUGAGUUGCAUAUGCGCGCGCGUGUGUCUCUUUGGCCGCAGAGCUGUUUGUCUUGGAAGACUUCGCCGCUGAAAGCAAAGGGGAUGGUGACUGAUGGAUCUCCAAAUUACUUGGGAUGCUGAAGAAUCGCGCUGUUAAAAAGGGUGGGGAAAGAACUGGCUUCCUGCAAAGUUCUUGCCCGACGAGGUUUGCCCAGAGCUUUUGUGUGUUGGGAUGUCGAACCACAACGAGAAGCAAAAGUAGCACCCAGUUUGGUAGAGCACGAGACUCUAAAUCUCAGGGUUGUGGAUUUGAGCCCCAUGUUGGGCAAAAUAUUCCUGCAUUGAAGGAGCGUUGACUAGAUGACCCGUGUCUCUUUCAACUCUAUGAUUCUAUGAUUAUUACUCACUCCUAAAGGGUAUAUGAGUGCCACUUGGUGGCUGUGGCCACCCCUAGCUAUUCUUGAUGGUCUUUUUUUGUACAUGUUGCUGGCUCAACAUGCAUUUGUGUACACAACCCUGGUCUCCAUCCUGAGGUUUGGGUUGGCAGAGAUCAGUGCCCUCACCAUAUGGCUUGGGGAUUAGACAUGUAGGUGAACUGAUCAUGGGGCUGGCUUUUGGGGAAACAUAGCAGCAAGGAAGACAGAACAUGAGAUGAAAAGGCUCUCAUCGAUUAUUUACACUGUGGGAUCAUUUAAACCAGAGCUUUCCAAACUGUGUGUCGGCUGCAGUGUGUAGGUGUGUCGUAAGAAAGCUCCCUGUGCUCCUCCCGGGGCUGGAAAGGGGUUAGUUUAACCUCAGGUUUGCUAGUAAAACUGAAUUACUGUGUUGCAAAAUUAUGCAUGUCUAGGAAAAGUGUGUCACCGACAUGAAAAGUUUGGAAAGCUCUGAUUUAAACUGUGAUUGGCUGUGAUUCCUGCAUCAUAGGUGACCCAUUGAGUCCCUUCCAACUCUACAAUUCUUAUUAUUAUUACAAUUCUGUGAUUCUAUAAUUCUACGAAACAGCCACACCCCACUUGUCCAGAGGACCAUUGUGUAUGUUACAGGAAGUGCCCCAAAGCCUGACUCUCUUUUGCACUUCCAGGUUAAUGUCAACCAGUAAAUCAACCAGGAAAAGGUCAGUUCACGAUUACUUCCGUGUGUUAACAAAAUAGUAAUAAGAAAUGGCCCUGAUAAUAAGAGACAGUUGGGAGUGAGGAAUCUGAACCAGAGGAGAAGAAUAAAGCAAUUUCUAGAGGUUCAGACUAGCCAAGAUUUCCAAAGUAAGAGCUCGUGGUAGAACUGUGGCAUCUGAAAUUGAGAACACCCAUUAUGGUCUCUGGGAGUGUAAAGUAUGGAAAUAAAGGCUGCCCAUUACAUGUUAUGGGAUUGUGGUGUUUUAGAGUAUGAGACGGUCUCCUUAAAUAAGGGGUGUCCUUUCAAAUUAGUGUUCUAUCUUAUUUUAGCUAUGGCUCGGGAACUAGAGCUAGAUGAAAGGAUCUGAGCUCUCUGUUGCCAAUGUCCACAAAUGUGCCAAACACCACCCCAAAGUACUUAGGCUACAGACAUGAUGGGCCCUUCUGUUUGUUAUGCAGCCUCCUGCGUUUUAAAUUUCUCCGCAGUUCACAUGAUUGUUGUAGAGGAAAGGGAGCACUGCACUCAACCAUCUCCCUCCCCCAGUUGCAUUUUGGUAGGGGUUCCCUUUGGCUGGGCCCUAAAACCUGCAAAGUAUAGUGGUUCACCAAGUCUUGCUAAUCACUCAAUAUUGAUUCAAAUUACCAGUGCGUGCAAGACACAUUCACAGUCACAAAACCCAGCUGUGAUGUGAAAGCUGAAUGUAUCAAGCUACGUUUCCAUGUUCCCAACUGCCCACCCAUUCAUCCUAGUAUUAUCCCAGUACAGGAAUUGAUUGGUGUGGUUUAACUCUCAAACCUUCUGUAAUUUUAUGGCUUUCUGGAGAUCCUCUGAAAAGUAAUGUUGGGUUCUUGGAGAUGCAAAAAGAUUGAGGGAACGUUCUUUCAUAUGUGGUGUAAAGAGUACUGGGAAAUGAUAUAUAAUGAAUCAAAAAAAAUGUUUAAAAGUACCUUUCCAAAAAAAGAGUCCUUUUUGUUGGGGAUAAUUCAGAGGGAAAUUCCCAGGCGUCAAAAAAGACUAUUUAUGUAUGCUACUACUGCGGCCCAAAAAUGGAAAACGAGCGAGGUCCCAACCAAAGAAGAGUGGCAGCUUAAGUUGACAGAAUAUGCACAACUUGCAGACCUAACAUAUAGAAUAAGAGAACAAGAAAAACAUAUGUUUAGAGUAGAUUGGAAAACGUUUAUUGAAUAUAUGGGAAAUAAUUGUGUACAGCUAAAAACACUGGCAGCAUUAAGAUAAAUUCAGCAAUGUAAAUAAGUUAUGAUGUAUGUAAUAAUGGGAUACUGAAUGGUAUAGGGAUUUAUAAUAUGUAAAAUGAACCAUGGAAAGAGAAGAAGGGAAGUCAUUGAUAGCUUAAGGAUGUAUAAAUUAGUGCUUUAAAUUGUAAAACAGAAAAUUGAAUAAAAAUUAUAUAUAUAAAAACUAAUGUUGGGUUCCCUGAGAAUGUUGUGUUCAGUAAGGGGUGGGGAGACUGUGGCACUCCAAAUUGUUGCCUACACCUCCCAUCAUCCCUGACCACUGGCCAUGCUAGCCAUACUGGUUGGGGCUUAUGGGGCUGCAGUGUAACAACAUCUGCAGGACCACAGCUUCCUGUUAUGUUCAUAACCCACACAUGUUCCUUCUCCAUCAUGCCUACUCAUGGGAACUAAUUAAAUAAAACAAAGGGGGACUUCAGGGUCCCCCAGUACUCGUGGGAUCAGAGGUGUAAGCCACCUCCAAGAAUACAAUGGCUAGCCUCACCCAUUAGAUGCCAACCAAAGGGUAUUUAAGGAGAUAACAGAAAUCACUGGGUUAAAGCUGACCGAAAGUCCAGAGGUAGCAUUAUUAUCAAUUUACGAUGGGGUGGAAGGUUCGCAGGCUAUGAAGGACUUGCUCACAAAUUUAUUGACAGCUGCACAAAUUAUUAUAGCCAGGAAGUGGAAGGGGCAAGCAGAAUAUAAAAUGGAAGAAUGGUAUAAAGAGGUGUGGGAUAUAGCUAUUAAUGAUAAAUUAGCAUGUGCCAUUAAGGCAAGACGGGGAAUACGCAGGAGAAAUGAUUUUGAGGAGAUAUGGAGGGUGUUUGUAGAAUUUGUACUGUUAAAAAGGAAAGGGGUCAAACUAUUGCAAGAGGUGGUGUAAUUUUGGGAGGUUGGAUAGUUACAAUGGAAUGGUCUCGGUGGUGGGGUGCACAUUUUUAUUCUUAUUUAUUUAUGAUUAUUACUUUGUCGAAAAAGGGAAGCGGGUGGCACUGUGGGUUAAACCACAGAGCCUAUGACUUGCCAAUCAGAAGGUUGGCGGUUCAAAUUCCCACGACGGGGUGAGCUCCCAUUGCUCGGUCCCUGCUCCUGCCCACCUAGCACUUCAAAAGCACAUCUAAGUGCAAGUAGAUAAAUAGGUACCACUCUGGAGGGAAGGUAAAGGGCGUUUCCGUGCACUGCUCAGGUUCACCAGAAGCGGCUUAGUCAUGCUGGCCACAUGACCUGGAAGCUGUACGCCAGCUCCCUCGGCCAAUAAAGCGAGAUGAGCGCCUCAACCCCAGAGUCGUCCAGAUAAAUAAAGAAAAAGAUGCCAACCAAACAUUGACCAGUGGGUGAUCAGUUCUCAGCUUGAGAGCAGUGGGAGGGCUAUUGUGUGUCCUCUUUUUCAUGGGUAGAGUCGUCAUAGUGAUCCAUAGUUAAAAGCAGAAGUUGGCAAAUGUGUCCUCUUGUUUUGCUCUUCAAAAUAUGGCAACCUUAGAUGUGCAUGCCUGGGGUUCCUCCAUGGGGAAGGAUCCUUGGAUAGAUGAGGGUUCACAUCCCUAGGAAAGGAGCCUUACUUGCAUACAUAAGAGCCAACGCUUAGGGACCAAGGUCCCUUUGCUGACCCCCUCCAAUAAAAUAUUUGUGGGGGCAGGGACCCCAAAGUUGAUGGACAUUGCCAUUUUAAUGGUGGGCAGGCCCGGGCCCAGUCGCUGCAGUGGCACUGGAGAGCCAGAGGUAAGGUGGGCAGUGGCAGGGUGCGGCAUGUGGUGGCAGUGGCAGGGGGUGGAGGAUGAGCGGCCACAGCAAAAUUUUUGAGGUUCCCUGGAGUUGGUGCCACUGCUUCAAAUGGACACCAGUUAUGCAUUGGCCUGUCAGAGUCAUCAUAUCUAUCAUCGUCUAAGGCACAGCUUCCCAAACUUUGCAUGUUGGUGACACACUUCUUAGACAUGCUGUCAGGCGUCAGAGGAUCCCCACACCCCUGGCAGGUUGCCAGGAACGAAUAAGACAAGGGAAGUUCUUACCAAUGCUUUUUUAUUCAACAUUCACAGAGAGAGGCUUGGAAAUGCAGCCGCUUGGAGUAAUGACGUCUCCACCCCCUCCCUCUCUCCCUUCAUGCGUCAUCACUAUGGAUGCUGAGGUGUGUCCUCUGCCUUUGAGCUCUUUGCUCUCCUACUUUCAAGGCUUGCCGUGUUCUGGGAGAGGGGGGUCUGGAAUGCUUUCUAAAGACACUGAAGAGUUUGGAUUUGAUAUCCCGCUUUAUCACUACCCUAAGGAGUCUCAAAGUGGCUAACAAUCUUCUUUCCCUUCCUCCCCCACAACAAACACUCUGUGAAGUGAGUGAGGUUGAGAGACUUCAGAGAAGUGUGACUAGCCCAAGGUCACCCAGCAGCUGCAUGUGGAGGAGUGGGGAAGCGAACCCAGUUCACCAGAUUAAGAGUCCACCGCUCUUAACCACUACACCACGCUGGCACUGAGUCCAUCAGCUGUCUCUCCUCCUCCUCCUCCUCUUCUUCUUCUUCUUCUUCUUCUUCUUCUUCUUCUUCUUCUUCUUCUUCUUCUUCUUCUUCUUCUUCUUCCCUGGUGCUUCUUCUUCUUCUUCCUCCCCCCUCCCCCUCCCCCCAUUAUUUCCCAGCUUUCCCCCUCAUCUGCCUCUGAGCUGUGACCUCCCUCAAACCCCUGUUGUAAUUCUGAACUGUCUCCUUCUUCUCUAGAAGAGUCAGGCUGGGGAGGCAGUCUUCCCCAUCCCUCCUCUGCCCAGUCCCUGACACAUGCAUAAUUUUGCAACACAGUAAUUCAGUUUUACCAGCAAACCAGAGGUUAAACUAACCCCUUUGCAGUCCUGGAAGGAGUGGGGGGAGGGCUCGCACGACACACCUACACACUGCAACCGACACACUAAUGUGUCAUGACACACAGUUUGGAAAGCUCAGACUGUCUGAAUUUUGUGGCAGGGAUUCAAGUGCAUACUGGAACUUUCAGUUUGCGUAUUUUAAAGUGGAUUAAAGGGCUCUGUCACCCUAGCGCAAACAACCCUCCCCCCACCCCCACAAAAAAAGCCCCAGACUUUCUGAGGUUUGGAAAGUGAUGGAGAUACGCAUUGAAAAGUGUAGGGCGAACAAGUAAGGAAGCAGGAAGACAUGCAAGGAGCCUGCAAGCAAAGCACAGUGGAUGCAGGAUGGAUGUCCGUUGUCAUAUAACCGUUCCGCAAACAGAUCAGAACGGAUGCUCCACAGGAACUGGGUAUAAUCUAGCAUCCAUGUAAGCUUAAUGCAACAAAUCUGGAAGGGGCCUGAGUCUUCAAUGGAAAUGCAUUACUUUUAUGGGUAUUGCAGUGGAUUCCUGCCGGCUAGAGGAGUUGCCCUGGCAACAGCAGCAAACCACUUCCUCACCACAAACUCUGUUCAUUAUUUUGGUUUACCACACAGUUCUAUCUAGACUCACCAGCAGGUGUCCGACAGCUAACAAAUAAGCAUACUCUACUGAGACUGCCCAAAAUUCAGUUCUGGAAUACCACAGAUGGUGCUGUGUGCUGCUGCUGAUGUUUGUCCUCUUUCUAGCUUCACUGGAAAUACUUAAGACAUCGAAUGAUGUUGUGUUUUGGCCUAACUGAACCAUAGCCAUUAUACUUUUGAAAUUAUGUGAGGAAUUAAAGUCUUCCAAACAUCGGUAGCCAUUUUAUUUUAGCUAUGGCUCAGCUUUAUUCACCACCAAUUCUCUUUCUUCCUCUUGCUAAGGGGCUAGUUCCUGGGACAUUUCUUUUCAACAUAAGCUCAGGUUUUUCUUUUCAAUGUAAUUUUUAUCAUCAGUCUGUUAUCUUAUGUGCCAUGGUAAAAAUUCCCAGGCUCCUAUAAAUCAGAUAACUUGAAAGGUAGGGUUGUUGGUAUCACUUCCUGGGAUUUUAGAUUUAUCUCUCGACAUAACAAGAGCUAGAGGGCAAUUCAAGAAAUAAGAAUGACUUCAGGCUGUAAGAUAAAGGAUUGCCUGCACAUUGAUCGACUUCUAAGGAGGUCUGGCUAAACAGUUGUGGACCUCAGAACUGUUCUAGAUUAAUCCACUGAGAGCUUUAUGAAUAUAAGGUAUAGCUGUCAUGCUUUGUUCUGAAAAGACCUUUGGACGUCUAGGUCACUUUGGACGUCUAGGUCACUGCAACCAUCAGAGUGAGACCUACCAUUAGGUAAAAUGAAGCCAUCACCUCUAGGAGCUGAUUCUGAGGACACAUCUGCUUUGUUUGUUUGUUUGUUUGUUUUCCCCCAUAAAAGAUAUACACCACUUGAUUGUUUUUUUAAAAAACACACACCUCCAAAAUAGCUUACAUUUAAAGUACAGUGGUACCUCGGGUUAAGUACUUAAUUUGUUCCGGAGGUCUGUUCUUAACCUGAAACUGUUCUUAACCUGAAGCACCACUUUAGCUAAUGGGGCCUCCCUCUGCUGCUGCAGUGCCGCCAUCACACGAUUUCUGUUCUCAUCCUGAAGCAAAGUUCUUAACCCAAGGUACUAUUUCUGGGUUAGAGGAGUCUGUAACCUGAAGCGUAUGUAACCUGAAGCGUAUGUAACCUGAGGUACCACUGUACUCUUUUAUCACUUUAAUCAGUCAUAACUUUCCCCCAAAGAAUCCUGGGAUCUGUAGUUUGUAAAUGGCACUGAAAGUUGUUAGAGAGACCCCUGUUCCCCUCACAGAACUACAACCCCCAGAGUCCCCCAGGAAGAGAGAUUUAUUGCUAAGCCACUCUGAACUGUAGAUUUGUGAGGGGAACAGGGGUCUUUAAACAAAUCUAAGCACCUUUUUAAAAACUACAAUUUGCAUAAUUCUUUGUGGGGAGCCAAUACUGAGUGUCAUGAAAGGGCAACUAAUUGUUGGCUACUUAAUUUAUUCCCAUGUUAUUUUUUUUACUGCAAGGGACAGUGAUUUUUCUGUCUCAGGUGAUAAAGUAGCUUUGGAUAAUAUCUGACUUGACUUUUGGACCUGGAUUUGCAGCUCCCUCUCAGGGCUGGUCCCAGCAGCCAGGCACACCUUGGGAACUGGCCAGCGAUUAGAAAGAAGCCUGAAGAGAAUGAAAAGGAAGGACUUAUGACUUACGUUAGCUUGGCUAAAACCACAAUUGAAAUCAGCUGAUAACAUUAUAUUCUAAAAGAAUGACAAAAUCACAUUUCAUAGAAGCCAAGACAAAUAGCGGUCGGCUUAAAAGAUGCAUGCAUUUUCUAAGAAACGGCAUUUUGUGAGCUACAGUACUCCAGAUUGCAUUUGCAGUCACAAAGCUAUGCAGAGCGGACACACAGAGAGCAUAAAUUUAUAGCCAAAGCCCAAGUCCUGUCCUAGACAUUGAUGCCACUGAUGGGAACUUGACAGAUUAUACACAAUAACUCACCACUGAAGAACUCUUACAUAAAAUAUAUACGAUGUUUGCUUUUUCACUUUAGAUGUGCUUGCUUUUCUCUGGUCUGAAGAUUUCUGCUUAUGGCCACCCACACACAAAAAGAGGAAAGCUGAAAUAACGUUCCGUGUGUCUUUUAUUUGUUUAAGUUUCUGUGUUGCUGUGUGGAGUAUUAUAGCAUCGGAGAGAUGUGAGACUUGCUCCUCUUGGGUUCAGCUGACAAAGAACCAGCUUAUCAAUGGGACUGUAUAAUUUAGCAUGACUCUGGCGAAUGGUCAUUCUGUCAUGGGACUGCACAGUUAAUAUUUUGUACAUGAGUAACUUUUAUUAUUUAUUCCAUUUUUUAUCUCACUUUUCCUUCUAAAUGCUCUUGGUUUGCAUCAGCUGUGUGUGGGGAGGGCAAAUAACGGGGUAGAUCAAGGUGAUUCAGGGAUCUUUCCCUCAUUCUGAGUCAAAGUGUGAUGUUAAUAACCCCCUCCCCAAGUUGGACAAGGGUCCUGCAAUGCUUUGUGUCACUGCAUUUUGUACCUUAUAGCUUUAUAUUUUCCUACAUCUAUGUGUUUCUAUAGGGCAAUGACCUCUGCAAAAUAUUGCCUGAUUUACAGUGGUAAAGUAAAGGUAAAGGGACCCCUGACCAAUAGGUCCACUUGUGGUCGACUCUGGGGUUGCGGCGCUAAUCUCGCUUUAUUGGCCGAGGGAGUCGGCAUACAGCUUCCGGAUCAUGUGGCCAGCAUGACUAAGCCGCUUCUGGCAAACCAGAGCAGCACACGGAAACACCAUUUACCUUCCCGUCGGAGUGGUACCUAUUUAUCUACUUGCACUUUGACGUGCUUUCGAACUGCUAGUUUGGCAGGGGCAGGGACCGAGCAGCGGGAGCUCACCCCAUCGCUGGGAUUCGAACCGCCAACCUUCUGAUCGGCAAGUCCUAGGCUCUGUGGUUUAACCCACAGCGCCACCUGCAUUAUAGGAGUGCUUCAGAUGUACAUUGUGGGUGUGAUUCAAGAGACAAUCCCAAGAGACAAUCCCUUGCUCUCCCCCCCCCACAAGGGAUUUUCCUUCUUCCACAAAAAGCCCUUGGACCUAUUUGUCUACAAUUUGUCAGUCUCUGGAGGAGCACCUGUGCCUUAAAAUUUCACCCGCUUUGGCCAAAUAAGGAAAAUGACUUCAUAGGGUGGCUGUGGAGAGAAAAUGAGGAUUGGAGAAAUUAUGUAUACACAGAUCUCAAGAUUCAACCUGUAUCCGUACAUAAGUAGGUUAGGCUGAGAGACACAGUCUCACAGUCAUCCAGUGAGCUUUAGAAAUCUCCUUAUCUGACCCCAACCCGCUGUUCACUACAUCACACUAAAUCUCCAUUGCUUAUUCAUUCUUGAGCCCCUGCAUCAUUUUUUUUUGACAGAACAACAAGGUGGCCAAAAUUCUUCUCAACAAAAUAAUAGACCAGCUGACAGAAGCAUUAUUUUUGGUGGUAUAUGUAGCAAUUCUUAUAUUACUGUGACUUUAUAAAAGAAUCCUCUACAUCUAAUAUUUCUGCAGUGUGUUCCCAAUGGAUGUUGAUUAUUUCCUUUUCUAUGGUGAAAAGGUUUUAUCAAUGAUCACAGAGCAUUCCCUUGUUGCAGGACUCCAACUCCCAUCAGCCCCUGCCAGCAUGGCCAAUGGUCAGGAAUUAUGGGAGCUGUAGCCCAGUAACAUAUGGAGGGCCACAGGUUCCCCACUCUGGUUUAAAGGCUAAACAUGCAAAGCUGGUCAGUGUGAGAUCGGUACCCACUGAAUUGAAGCCAUGAGAACAGAUGCUAAUUCCAUGGAUAAAAAUGCCUGGGAUUUGCCCUGCCUGUCCGGUUGCCAGUCUUUAAACAUUACAGGAAUGCCAUGAGAAAUAUGCCUUCCUUUUGGGUUCCAGGAAAGUUUAAAUGUGACAAACAGAGUUCGGAAGAAUGAGAAGUUUGGUUCUUGAUAGCUUGGCCACAAGGGGACAGAUUUAACUUCUAUAUAAGUAAGUGGCUUUCUUCCCCACCCCCUAUAAGGGAAGGACAGAGCUCUGUUGUGGGGACAACUACAGUUGAAAUAAGACAUGCCUCUGGCACUGUUACUAUGGCAGAAACUCCAUGGAAGAGGGAGGAGUGCCAUACUCCCAUCUCUGAAGCCAACUUCAAGGCUGCAGCAAUACCAAGGAUGAGCAAUACAGUGAUACCUCGGGUUAAGUACUUAAUUCGUUCUGAAGGUCCGUUCUUAACCUGAAACUGUUCUUAACCUGAGGUACCACUUUAGCUAAUGGGGCCUCCCGCCGCUGCUGCUGCGCGAUUUGUGUUCUCAUCCUGAAGCAAAGUUCUUAACCUGAGGUACUAUUUCUGGGUUAGCGGAGUCUGUAACCUGAAGCGUAUGUAACCCGAGGUACCACUGUACAUUUCUGAGGCAUACCUUAUCCCAGACAGAAUACCAAAUUCAGUGCAGGAGGCGGGAAGGAUGAACGGAUGCAAUGCACACCACUAACUCUUUCCCUGCUCUCAUUCUGAAUGCAGCUUCCGAAUUGGAAUAGACAAGCAUUCCUCACAUACCCUUCAUGGCCCAGAGGCCAUGUUUGGUUUUAGGGAACAGACUGAAUGGACGGAUUUGAGAAAUAGUUCAUGAAGAUAUUUAUAGGCAAUGCUGGUUUGAAUUUAUAUGGUUUUUAAUCUGCUGGGAGCCGCCCAGAGUGGCUGGGGAAACCUAGCCGGAUGUGCAGGGUAUGCAUAUUAAAUCAUCAUCAUCAUCAUCAUUAUCAUCGUUAUCAUUGUUGUUAUUAUAUCACAGACACACCAAGUGAUUAUAAACUGUGUCAAAAUAAGGUUUCCUUUAGAUGUUAUAACAUAUUAUUGAAUACAAAUCUUUUUACUUGCAAUUUAACCGCUUUGCUCCCAUUUUUUCCGCUAGAGAGAAAGGACAGGGCUUUUGUGAAAGGCAGAGGAAAUCAUUCCACAUUGCAUUCAUUAGCUUAGGUUUUACCAAAGAGGAUUGAGUUUGAAUCCAGUUGUGCAUGUUGGAAAAUAGCCCUCCCUGUUGUUGUUUUAUUGAUGCAGGAUUGUAUCCAACAAAGUUGUCCCAUUAGUGCAAAGUCUUCUGCCGGUGCAACAAGACUUCCUCUACUUCUCUGUCUCUGAGGGACCAUCCCCGCUGCCUGAUCUGUUCUGGAAGUUAGGGGAAACUCCAGAACAGAUUUGGGGGGGGGAGGGGCGCCAGGAGGAGAGAAGAGGAAAUCUCACUGUACAGACAGAAGUCCUUGCACUAAUGAGAUGACUUCAUUGGAUACAACCCAUGACUUUUCUUGCACCAUUUUCUUUUGCGCUGUUGACAUUUUAUCGUUUGCUAACCCACCACCUUAGGGACGUGGGUGGCGCUGUGGGUAAAACCUCAGCGCCUAGGACUUGCCGAUCGCAUGGUCGGCGGUUCGAAUCCCCGCGGCGGGGUGAGCUCCUGUCGUUCGGUCCCAGCUCCUGCCCACCUAGCAGUUCGAAAGCACCCUUAAGUGCAAGUAGAUAAAUAGGUACCGCUUUAUAGCGGGAAUGUAAACGGUGUUCCGUGUGCUGCUCUGGUGCCGGUUCACCAGAGCAGCUUCGUCACGCUGGCCACGUGACCCGGAAGUGUCUGCGGACAGCGCUGGCUCCCGGCCUCUAGAGUGAGAUGAGCGCACAACCCUAGAGUCUGUCAAGACUGGCCCGUACGGGCAGGGGUACCUUUACCUUUACCUUAACCCACCACCUUGGCAAUUUUUUGAAAGAGGCGGCGUACAAAUAAUAUAAAUAAAUAGGCAUUCUCCCUCGUUUUGUUUAAAUGUGAUUUUGAAGAGAUUUGGAAAGUGAAGUUAUUGGUCUAUUUAACGUAAGACUUUGAUGGAAGAAAUUCAAAGAUUAUUUAGUUAAAUAUGUUAAGAUAAUUUACCGUAUUUUUCACUCUAUAAGACGCAUCAGACCACAAGACGCACCUAUUUUUUGGAGGAGGAAAACAAGAAAAAAAAUAUUCUGAAUCUCAGAAGCCAGAACAGCAAGAGGGAUCACUGCGCAGUGAAAGCAGCAAUCCCUCUUGCUGUUCUAGCUUCUGGGAUAGCUGUGCAGCCUGCAUUCGCUCCAUAAGAUGCACACACAUUUCCCCUUACUUUUUAGGAGGGAAAAAGUGAGUCUUAUAGAGCAAAAAAUACAGUAAAUAGAAUUACUUGCGAGUAUCAGAUUGGCCUAGGAUUUAAAUAUGUGAUGUUGUAGAAUACUAUGGAUAAAAGUUAAAAUGAAAAGAAAGAAAGAUGUUAAUGGACCAAGUAAAUUUUAUGUGAAAUCAGUUUUGGAAAACUGCUACAAUGAUUUAUAUGGAAACUCAGCCAGGGGGAUUCGAGGAAGUCACCCAACAAUGAUAACAAAAGUGGAAUUUCUACAGUCAGGAUAUAUGUUUGUUUGUUUGUUGAUGUUUUCUUUUUAUGUUUGUGGAUAUGUUUGUUAUAAAUUUGGAAAACUAAUAAAAAAAAAUUGGGGGGGAAAAGACUUUGUUGUUGCUUGUGACGAAGCUAGGGAUAAAAGUUGUGCGGCUGCCACCAGAAUAGGAGCCCAUUCUCUUCCAUAAAGAGAGACAUUUGUCCAGAUCAUCAUACUGUGUAUCUCUCCCCUACCCUGUUGCACAUUAUUUGCUGAUGACGAUGGUUUGAAAAAAUGGUGAAAUUGGGGGAGCAGCUCAGUGGUCUUACUUGUUAUUAAAUUUGGAGGGUGGAGAUAGAGAAAAACUUGGCAGAAGAUGGUAGCCCCAAGCAUCUGGGAGCUUCUAGAUCUGCCCUGCCGAUCUCAUUAGCUAAACAUCUGCAAGAGCCCACAUAUCUGUUCUCUACUGCAUUUUGUCAGAAAGUAUGAGCUUGCUGUUUUUAAUAUGAAGUCAGGUGAUUUAAUAUGUUGUCAUUUGUUGCUGUUUUAAAGGUUUCGGUGGAAGCACGGCAGGCUGCUGACAUGCGACCAGUACGGAAGCUGACCUUUUCGAAGACGUCUUCUAAGAGGUGUGAUGCGGGCUCCCCCUUGUGGGAAUUAAUUGGAUCAAAACUUCCCUGAUUUCAAAAGCGAAUCAGUCCAAAGCUGAGCCAUGGAUAUGGUGAGCACACAACCGUCUGUCCAAGAAUUUGAAGGGAUGGACCCUCUGAUCCGCCGCCAUUACAACUUCACGGGGAAGCUCAUCCGAGGAAAAGAAAAAAGCCUGACGACCAUUAUCCUUCUAAUCGUCUGCAGCUUCAUCAUCCUGGAGAACCUGAUGGUGCUGAUCGCCAUCUGGAAAAACAACAAGUUUCACAACCGCAUGUAUUUUUUCAUUGGCAACCUGGCCCUCUGUGAUCUGCUGGCUGGGAUAGUUUACAAAGUAAACAUCUUGAUGUCAGGAAACAAGACCCUGUCCUUGUCUGCCCAGAUUUGGUUUAUUCGAGAAGGCAGCAUGUUUGUGGCUCUGGGAGCUUCCACAUUCAGCUUAUUAGCGAUCGCCAUCGAGAGGCAUUUGACAAUGAUCAAAAUGAGGCCAUACGAUGCCAAUAAGAAGUACAGGGUCUUUUUGCUCAUCGGAACGUGCUGGCUUAUCUCAGUUUCCCUGGGCGCCUUGCCAAUCCUUGGCUGGAAUUGUGUUGCGGACUUAGCUGACUGUUCCACCAUUUUGCCGCUCUAUUCCAAAAGGUACGUGGCCUUUUGCAUCACCAUCUUUAUAGCAAUCUUGGUGGCCAUUGUCCUCCUCUACGCCCGGAUCUACAUCUUGGUGAAGUCCAGCAGCCGCAACGUCACCAACCACAACAACUCGGAGAGGUCCAUGGCAUUGCUUCGGACAGUUGUGAUUGUGGUCGGGGUCUUCAUCGCUUGCUGGUUGCCGCUGUUUAUCUUGUUGCUGGUCGACGUGGCCUGCAAAGUGAAAGAAUGCCCCAUUUUGUACGAGGUGCACGGGUUCAUUGCCUUGGCGGUCCUCAAUUCAGCCAUGAACCCCGUCAUCUACACCCUGGCAAGCAAAGAAAUGCGCCGGGCUUUCUUCCGCCUCGUCUGUGGCUGCUUGGUGAAGACCAGCGCCACCACGUCGCUGCCGAUCCAGCCCACCCCAGAUCAGAGUCGCAGCAAGUCCAGCAGCAGCAAUGCACAGAAACCGAAGGACGAGCACCCACAGACUAACAGCUCGCCAGGUUUAGCGGAAAAGAACGAAUCGUCAUUUCACAAUGGGAAUUGCUGCAAAUGAAGUCUGUCAACUCUGCAGGCUAAGGAUUCUUUAACUGGCUUUUUUAAAGAGCCAAAUGGAAGGAAGCCUUUUGGUGGGGUUUCAUGCACUUAAAUCACAGGGAGAAACACUCGUCAACGGCAUAAUAUCGUGCCUUUUUUUUAGCCCAGGCAGUUUUGGAAUGGGUUUUAGUUCUGUGAGGGAUGGACCCAGGAAGGCACUUCACUGCCUCCCGAAAUCCUGUCAGUAUCAAGAAAAAUGGCACAUUUGACAUGGUACAAAAUUUAUACGCAUUAGGGAAUCAAUGCAGAAACCAUGGUGGGUUAUUUAAAACCAAUAAAUGAAACCCAGUCUGCACCUCCCAAUAAUCUGCAAGUCUAAAAAAGCUGGAGGUGCUGUGUAAGUUUUUUUAUUGCCAUCUGUUCCGUGCCUUUUGGGCCCAGCUGCUGCCUCCCUUCCUUCGUCCCUUCCUUCAAGCAGCCUACCUUCUUGACCUCUAUACAGAACACAAUGCCUGGGAUUUGUGGGAGAUUUCCUUCCCACCCAAACCCAUCUUUUGCUUUCUCCACCCAAGUGGGACGGUUUGGCAACAUUAUACAACUGACCUCCUCCCCAGGAGUUAACAGUAUUUAUAGAUAUUCUUUGAUAUCACAUUUGCUCAGCCAGUAGUGCUGGGGAAGGGGGGAGAAUCACAUGGGCAGAUGGCAGCCAAUGCUAGCCUAUUAUGUGUAUAUAGAAAUGUGUGUGUGUAUCAGUCGAUUCACAGGAAACGUUUCCAUUCACCAAGCACUGCACACCCUCUGCAGGAAUGUGUAUCCCCUAUAUGCUGACAUUUAAAGUUACGAGAGAGAUUGUUUACCUCCACAGUGCUGCAUUAUUUUCCAACUUUUGCGUCUUGUUGUUAUGUUAAUGGAUUCACACUACAAGUAUUAUUUGACGUGGCAUCCCAAGAAAUGAAUGCUUAGGACCGAUCGCUGUGCCACAAGGCAUAAACUACCAUAUUAUGAAGGCAAGGAACUCACGCUGACAUGAACAGACAGAUGGAUACCCCAGAACAAAUAUUUCGGGUUGAGCUGCAAGCCUAAUUAUCUCUUUAUUUAUGCCAGUUGUUUGGCAAAAGUUUACAUUAUCUGAUGUUGUCACCAUGAUUUCCUGUGUAAUAUACCAGAUCUUACAAGUGCUGUGGGCAGGUAUGUUCCAAUAGUGGUGUUUUGUUUUGGUUUUGGUUUUUUUAAACUUCACCAACAAAAUUUUGGAGGAGAGAAGUUGGAUGCUACACGAACCCAGUAUUCUGUCUUGCAAUUAUCAAUGCAAACAUCCUGCGAGAAUAGCUAAAUGUGAAGGCUGGGACUAGAAGGCAUUUUGGUUUUGUUCUAGGACUUUAAGAAAUAUAAUAUUGGCUCAUUCUCCUUGAAUUUCUUCUUUAUUUAAUGUAGUUUAGUGCCCAACUGAAAUAUGUGUCUUGGCAUUUUAUGCAUAGCAUGUAUAUAGAUGUAUAUUUAAUCAAUGCAUAUAUUAUUUUUUUGCUCUUUGAAAGAUAUUUUUUUAAAAAAUUGAAGGCCCAGCCUGUGUUAUGGAAAGCCCAAACACAGAAGAUUAGAAAGAUACAAUGGAAGUGGCAUGGUCUUCUCAAUGUUAUUUCAUACAAAACUACACGUUUCCAGAAAACUAUCCCAACAGAGCUUUACAAAAAUCACAAAUUGCAGUUUAAUGUUCCUUAACAACUAUCCCUAGCUCAAACUUGAGUCAAUUGCAUGGCUGGUGGAUGUUUUUUCUUCAUCUAGCUCUAGAAUUAAUAUUCUGUCAUCUGGACUCCCUGCCCACCAAUAUAUUUUUUCCCUGAUGGCUUAUGUUGGAAGAAAGCGAGCAGAGAAUAAAUGGGAUUCACCAUGCACUUAACAUGGACUAAUGGGUGAAAUUGGGGGAUGCAUGUACCACAGGAAAUAAAGUUAGCAUAAGUGGAAGAAACAGUCAAAAGUGGUCCAUGAGAACGUCAUACAUGGUCCCAGGUACUCUGAGAUUUUCAGCCAGCUUCUGCUUCCUUCACAGCAACGGGACUAAUUUUCAACUGAACCAUCCCCCUCAGCAUCUGAAAAAUUCAUAAAUCUCUUUUGACAUCACAUCAGUUCAGCCAGGGGCUGGGAACUGCUGAUAGGGGACAGUCACUUUAUAAAUGCCUACUAAAUGGGAUUUUAUUCUAGAUUUUAAAAUAUGCAUAGAGGCAUGAUUUUUAAAACAUCCUGCUAUCAUUAUUUGAGGGGAUUUUUUUAAACUUAAGAAUGACAAGCUGUGAAAAUUCUGUUUACAAGAGGCAUUUAAAAGGGGAAGGGCAUGCUAUUUCGACCAGAGGUAGCCAAUGGGGGUACCAUCCUAAAAUUUUGGGAUACAGCUCACAUCAGUCCCAGACAGCAUAACCAGUAGACAGAAAUCAUGGUUGUAGUACAAAGCGUGUGAAAGGCACCGCAUUGACAAAGCCAAGAAUUAAACAUGAAAUUAUGAUAGACAUAAAAGAAAGAGGAGGCUUUGCCCUGCCACAUUUGCAAAUGUAUUAUGAGGCAGCCUGCUUGUGCUGGUUAAAAGAAUGGAUUACACUGGAUAAUGUGGACCUCCUGGACUUAGAAGGCCAUGAUUUAAAAUUCAGCUGGCAUGCAUGUCUUUGGUAUGGGAAGGCAAAAAUCCAUAAAAGUUUUAUGAACCAUAUUCUAAGGAAGAAUUUGUGUAGAGUUUAGGAGAAAUAUAAAAAUCUGCUGGAAAGGAAAACACCUUUAUGGCUAUCUCCUAUUGAGGCUGUUACAAUCAAGAAAGUUAAUAUGGAUAGACAAUGGCCAGUUUUUACAGGGAACUGCUGCAUUUCACAGAGGGGGCACUUAAACUGAAAUCAAUGGAAAGUGUAAGAAGCCAUGUUACAGACUGGCUACAAUAUCAUCAGUUACAUGAAAUGUUUAAAAUAGAUAGGAAAAAUGGUUUUUCGGACCAAAGCUCACAAUUUGAAAAAGAACUUAUACAAAACAAAGAAAUUUUUUUAUCUAAAAUGUAUAAUUUGUUAUUAGAUUGGGAAACAAAAGACGAGCUUGUGAAAGGCACCACAUUGGCUAUUCCUGUUUUAAACAUUUCCUACAGCAGAUUCAUUGAAAACCUGUGUCUAAGGGCAAAAUCCUAAGCACAUUUAAGCAGAAAUAAUAGAUGGGAAUGACUUGCACAGAAUGCCACCAAAUCUUUUUGUCCCUCUGAUAAUGUAAUGCCCAUAGCAGAAACGCUCCUAGUUGGUAUGAAUAUUUGUUAUUUCAAGUGUAAAGUCUUGUAAACAUGUAUAUUACCUUUUUGAUCUCUGUGCAAAAUACAAAAGAGUAUGCUGAAACUGUGAAUGCCAAACAGUAUAAAGUAACAUAUCAAAUAAUAAAAACUGCUGAAAGCAGCGAAGAGACUUUGUCUUUGAGAUGAUCCUGGUUAAACAGCAAGGCUACGGACAAGGAUGCUUAACCUGUGAAUACAGAUCAAGUCACAGAUAUAUCCCCAGGUGCUCUGAAGAGUUCCCUAAAGUUUUUAUAUAUUAAAUGUAUUGUGUUGUAUUGUAUGGCAUAAUAAUAAAGUAAAAGAAGAGGUCCCUCGUUGAAGCAUGCGGAAUAACAGAA
Messenger RNA from Podarcis lilfordi (Lilford's wall lizard), 72795 nucleotides. The record is from the annotation of a GenBank genome assembly. NCBI's taxonomy places the organism in Eukaryota, Metazoa, Chordata, Lepidosauria, Squamata, Lacertidae.